Messenger RNA from Cinara cedri, 49495 nucleotides. NCBI's taxonomy places the organism in Eukaryota, Metazoa, Arthropoda, Insecta, Hemiptera, Aphididae. The record is from the annotation of a GenBank genome assembly.
AUGACCGGCCCAGCCGAGUCCACGGUCACGGCGGCAUGGCUAGUGGCCUGCGUCGCCUUUCUGGCACCCGUCGCGCCACCGAACGUGCACGCCGCGUGAGUAUCCCGCACGCGCCGCGUUAUCCAAAUAUGAAAACACGCGCAUCUUAGUCGCUAAUGGCUUUCGAAGCUGUUUAUCUAAUCGUCGGGUAAUCUGUAAUAAUAUUUUUAACGAUAUCGGACCACCGGGGAACCGGUUUUUAGCGCAUUUUUUAAACAUUUUUCGCGGCUACAACACGACAGUAGGUGCGCGGUGUUCGCGCGCCUUUAUAAGUCAACCGAUUUAUUUACACGCGACUAGCGGUUAUAUUUACCCGCGCAGACACGUCUGUUUUAUACUCGGCCGGAGUGGCUGUUGUUGUUGUUGUUGUUGUCAUUGUGGCGCGCGCUGCGCGGACUGAAACGCGGUGAAAAUCGCGCGCGUAAAGUCCGUUCGCGGGAACGACGAGCCGGUUUUAAUUAUUUAUUAUUAUUAUUAUCGUUUUUCUUUUUUUUCCUUUUUUGUUCCGAUUUUUCACGAAGAGAUUUUUGAAUAUUUAAAUUAAAAUUAAAUUUUUCAUCGUCGAGGGUUUACUACACAAUAUAAUAUCAUAUUAUUUCAUCGCAUACAUAGGUAUAAACACGCGGCCAGCUUGGUGCGUACAGCAAUGCGUUGUCGAAACAUAUUAUUAAAAUGGGGCCUUUAACGACGAAAUUAUACGGCACGCGCGCGUCUCUGAUUCCUCAUAUUAUUACGAUAAUAAUCGCGCGUAGUAAUAACGUAUUUUCCCGUUUCCCGUGCCCGCGACCGCGCGCGCGUUUCUGCGUGCGGCGGGACGCCGCCGGCGAACAGUUAUAAUAACAAUAAUAAUAAUAAUAAUAAUAAUAGUAAAAAAACCGAACGCGUUCGCGUCACCGCGCGCGGGCGUUCGCGAUUGUUGUUAUUGUCGCGGAAACGAUUUGGCACCGCACGCCACGGCGGCGCGGCGUCGUCGGCCGUGCACGCACACGGGACGGCCGCCGUACAACGCACGUAAAUCACGUAUAAUAUUUUACACGAAACGUUUAUCGGCGCAUCUAAAACGCUACCGUACCUAUUGCCGCACGGGGAGCACGGGGAGGGGGGGCGCCCGUAAAAACGACAACGGGCCUAUAAUUACGGGGCGUUCCGGGAAUCGCAACCCCCCCCCCCUUGCCGACCCUUGCCCCGCGGCCGCGGGUCCGCCGCGAUAGCCGCCGUUUUCCGCGUUCGUCCCCGACACACCCGACAAUGUUUGCCCCCGCGGUUUAUCGCGUUUCAAAUGAUUCGCUUGUUAACACGCGACGACACCGAAAAUAGACGGACAGUAGUAGUCGUCGACCGUCUAAAUUGUUGCCGCAUAGUAAUUCGAUUACGACGGGUGUGUAAAGACUUUUGAUUAUUUUCCCCUCCCUGUGUCUCACCCACUUUAUAUACAUACAUGGUGUUCAACCGAGAUCCGACAAAUGCCGAAACUCGCGUUUCGUACAAAAUCCGAAACGGCCGUUCCGUACGUUUAUUUCGAGACAAAACGUUUGCGCGACAAACGUUCGUUAAUGACGCGUCAUUAAUUUUCGUCAAUUUCUCGGAGCUUACGAUAGUUUUUGAGGUUGCCCGCGUGGUCACCACCACAAGAAUACACGAGCGUAUCAAUCCAUUUUUGUCAAUUUGUUCACGAAAAAUAACGCGAACGUCGGAGAGUUGUAGAACAUUUAAACGCGGUACGCAAACACUCGUAACACCGACACUUUGUUCGAAAAUACAUAUUUUACGAAACGGCCGUCUUGGAUUUCGUAAAAAACAAUUCAAAUCGUUUGUUUUGGGGUUUUCGAACAAAAACGCACGUAAAAUAGAAACGAUCGCGGAGCAAUGCGGCACAAGUGAUUACCAAAAGAGAAACGAAUGUUGAACAGAACGGUGUGUAGUCACAGCGUACGUCAGAUGUCCGUGAAAAACCCUGUCGUCCCAUUGUCGCACACUAUCGUCCGUACGUAAAAUGAUUAUUGCGGAUUUCGGUAUUCUUUCGGUUUCGCGAUGACGUCGCCGCGAACGUACGGGCGCCCUUAUCGUUUCGUCACGUGCGCGCUCGAUGGGACCCAUCGACUUUCCGGAAUUUCCGAAAUGCGGAACCCCGCGGUGUUCGUAAAGCUCGACGGCGGUUACGAUUCGACGACGUUUUUUCGCGGCGCCUACCUUUGCGGUACACGCGGAACAAGUGCGUGCGUUUUGAACAUACCGCAACGCCGCGCGCUGUAAAACGAUUCUGUACACGUACAUAACACGAUGCGCGUGUCGUCCGGGGGCGGAUGGAGAGUGGGUUGACACCCGAACGUUGAAAUUCGCCCGAAGAACGUCUCCAACCCCACCCCAUCCCCCACCCCCAACACGUAGCGCGUGUCCGUCGUCGAUAUCGUACGUGUGAAUCACCCACCGCCCCCGCCCUCCGCUCCCCCCGCACGCAUACAAUGGAAACGGAACACAGUGUAGGCAUCGCGCGCGCCGAUAAGCGUGUACGCCGUGUCGCGGGGGUGACAUUGGAAAUGCCAUCGGCGAAAUGAUAUUACUACGUCACCGCCACUGGUUGCAGCGCGCGGUGUGUAAAUAUAAUAUGACUGUGCGGGGCGCGUGCGGCGGUGCCGGCGGUGUUUUUGCAGAAUGGGGAGGGGGGAAGCGGGGAGAAACGUCGUCGUGUAACAAUGUUAUUAAAAAAAAAAAAAAAAACCACCCCGAACAUAAAACGCAUUUCGUCUCAUUAAACGCUGAAGGUCGCGUAGUCCAUAUUACGUUCGUCGUCCUUGGCCCGUCCCCUAAAUAAUACAAAUUAGUUCGCGUUUAAACUUUCCGCGCCCCGCCGUACUGCUUAUGAUAUAUCGUAUGUACACAGGGUGUUUCUGAAAUAAAUUACGAAACCGCGCUGCGAAAAUGUGAUUUUGCGUUUGCGGAAUAUUUCCGAUCCAACGGCCCUGUGCAACGGCCAGGCGAGCACGGAAUGACCACUGUCGUAGUGUCCACAUAAUAUCAGUCCGCGGCGAAGUAACAAUAAUGCGAGCCCGUCUCCCGGAUGCGGAAAAAAUAGUAAGAAAGGCGUGCGUGGUUCAAUCGAAUUCUGGGUGAAAAGAAAAGAAAAGAAAUUUUAUUUUUUUUUUGUUUGUUAUCUUCGAUUUUAUCGUGACAGAAAAGCUGACUGAAGUUUGAGCCCUUCGAUUCAGAACAAACGUGACGACGCGCCGUUUAAAGGCCCGCCGAAUCAAAAGCGAAACUAAUAUUCUCCCGUGAACGUGCCGAUAAAAACCCGACGAAAUUGUCGCGUCGGAGAAAAUGUUUAAUCUCCGUCGGAAGUCCGCAUGAAAUAUUAUCGUUUUGGAGUUUUUUCGCGAAAAAAAAACUUGUUUGUUUUUUUCCUUUUUUUGCAUCUCCCACAGAACAGCUGCUUUUGAAGUUAUAGUAAAUUAUGCGCGUCACUCGGCGGGUUGUCGAGAUGACAAUAUUUUCGGAAUUUUAUUUUUCCCGUUCCCAAAAUAAAUGUUUUAUCGAUUUUUUUUUUUAAAAUAUUGUUAAAACCAAAGUUGCUAGAAUGAUAUUUCUCCCGAAAACUCUCGCAUACAAAUUGAUUAUGUGUGCCAUCGUUUUUACACCUUGGUUGCGCGUUUUUCACGACCGUAUCGUUCGAAUAAUAAUAAUAAUAAUAAUAAAAGAUCAGAUGUUGUAGAACGGUAUACCACUGUUGCAGGUUGGAAAUCGGGAUAUAGUAGGAUACAUCAAAUUAUUUAAUUUAUAUCGGUACGCAACGUUGAACCGACGAAAACCAGUUCUGCGGAAAGCAGAAUUGAAUUCGUUUCCGAAUUUCAUCAAAAUUUGAUAUCAAUAAAACGCUCAUAAAAAAAAAAAAAAAAAAAACACUACAUUGAGCUCAACUUUUUUAUUUGUCACUGAAUGAACCUUAUAAUGAAGAUCGUAAUAGUUUUUUAAUGAAACAAUGGUAUCUAUCACUUUAUAUCAAAUAACAAUAAAUAUCAAAUCUCGUAAAUGUGAAAUAACUAUAAAUAGCUCGAAAAACCCCAAAUAUUUUGAAAAUUCGAUCACGUUAAUAAAAAUCGAAUAUACGAUUCUGUAAACAUUAGUGGGCUAUAAGAUUAUAUUCAACCGAAUCGCGUAAAAAAAAAAAAAAAUCGAAAAUAAUUAAACCGUUAUAAUAUAGGUAAUGUUGUAAAUUUGCCUGUGUUUCCCACGUUCUUUUUACAAUUAUUGAUAAUAAACUAAUGAAAAAAUCCUUUUUUAUUCGGCAACUAGAUAAAAUUUUCUUUUAGAAAAGAAGCUCUAGUAUAUUUCGACCAAAAUUGUCGGUAAAAAACAAAAAUCGAAAAAAAUGCAUAGUAAAUAAAAUCGUGUACACCAUAAGUUUUUCCCGAUUAUUAUGAAAACCUUUAAAGAAACAAAAAACCAAAACAAAAUUAUCUCCUAAAAAACUCAACAAAAAAUAUCCCUUGUCAUGUUUUGAAUAAAGUGAAAUUUCUGGUAAAAAAAAACUGGCUCACAGACGCACAAUAAGAAAUACAUAAGUAAAAAAAAAAAAAUAAGCACGUAUCGUAAUAUAGUAAAACCGAUACACGGCUCGCUGCGCUCAGGAUCGUUCGUGUGUGAAGACCGUGAGGCAAAUAUUGUUUAAGUAGUUGUAUUUUGUAUAUUCCAGAUAAUAUUAUCCUAACUAAAAAAAAAAAAUCGAUAAAACGGAAAUGUUAUGGCGAUGGAAAAAAAAUUACUAAAAUAUCGUCGACACUGAAUGUAUAAUAAUACACGUAUUUACACAGCAGUUUAUUCCUAGUUUAUUUCAAAAACACCCCGUAUGAGAUUAUUGUACGCAUACGAAGCGCCCAGUUUUAAUUUUCAAAUUUCGUUUUUAGGCACCUCGCAUUAAAAAUAAAUCACCACUCGUCGGCAUCGUUUGUUUGUGUUUUUUAUUAUUAUUAUUUUUUUUUUGUUUCUCCGCGGUUCUUUUUUUUUUUUUUGUUGAAUACAAUGAAAAAUAAAUUUUACUCGAAUCUACGUUAGGGUAUAAGUAUUAAGUAUAUAUACUUACGCGCGUGUGAUCCUGCCACGUUUUUGUAUGUCGGAUAUUAUCAUAACGAAAUUUAUUUCACGGCAAACGCGCGCGGUAAAAACAUAAGCCCCAUAAAUUAAAAUAUUUUAUCACUGCGUUUUUAUUUCGCCACUCGAAAUCCUCUAAUAUUACUGUCGUAUUCUCCCCGAAAACAGAGGCUAUCGCACUGCACAUUUAUUUUUUUGACACUUUUAGCGGCACCCUCAUGACCGAAAGGGAACGAAACUCGGGAAUUACAGUCGUUUUAUAGGUGGAUUGCAUUGACAAUAUAAGUCGGGUUGUAUUUCAACACGAUACAUUUAACCGAUGCUUUGAACACCCCUACAGAACCCCAUCCCCAAAUGGAGCCCGAGGGAUGACAUUUUGUAUACCGUGGCGUUACCAUCGGUGACGUGCCUUUUUCGUGUGGUUUCCCUUCAUCAACUAGCGCCCCAAUCGUUUUUGUGUUCACAUUUCACCAAAAUUUAAAAAAAUAAUAUUUUUCAAGUUAUACAUCUAUAGUAUAUCUAGCUAUAUUAUAGUUACGUAUUGUAUUUGGUUAUUCAUUUAUUUAUAAAGAAUAUUUAAAAUUUUCAAUAAUACGAAAUAGGCGAGGGGGAGAAUUGUGACUGCUCUAGUGACAGAGUCUACUGCUUAACGGGUGAUUUAUAACCUCUUACAUUAUAUACCUCUUAUAUACAUAUAUUUAAAGGUGAAUAUCGCAGUCUCAUAUUUAAGUCUUGAUUGUGAUAGACAAUUUACGUAUGAUAGAUCAGCCUUAAAGGAUUAAGACUUUAAAAUUAACGUGUAUAAUUCAAUUGAUAAAUGAUUAGCGAGAGAAGUGAUCAAAUUUGUCAGCAGGUGCCAAAAGAGAACCGUAAAUACGUCACUGGAGUAUUGAUAUAAUCCACCGAUACGAGGAUUUUUUUUUCACUACCGACUAAAUAUCGAAUGUCUUUGGAACAAUGAAAAAAAAAGGUUGCGGUUUCAACCGACGUAUUAUCAUUGGUCGUAACAAAGGUGGGCUCAAGUGAACUUUGUAAAGUGUUCAAUAAUGCGAGCAAAUUAAAUGUUUAAAACGUACAAAUGACGUGAUCGCAUAAUAUUGCUGAAUUGUUAAACGGAUUAUGUUAUAUACCUAAUCACUUGCUAUGCAUUUUUCGCCGAAUAAAAUGUACAUCACACUAGGUAUCACAGUGACUUGAGGUAUUUUAAUUUUCGGUAUAACGUGUGCAAGAAUAGUGUGCAUAUACUAUUAGGUAUACAUAAUGAAAAAAAAAAAAAAUGUCUGAAAUCGAUUUAAGCUCUUCUUAUUCCCCGGGACCAAAUGUAUAUCGGUAAAAAACAAAAAAAAAAAAAACAAAAAUCGGUCGUAUUGGCUAGGCACUAAACGUAUUACUAUUAUUAACUAUAUUACGCGGCCAUUUAUUUGCGUUCGAUAUUAUAUAGUUUUGCAAACACCGUUUUAUCGAGUGAAAUCAAUGAAUUAAUCGCGUAGUAUACAGACCGUGUAAACCGUGUAGUGUUUGUAAAAGCGUCAAGUUGUCAGCCGUUGACACGUGAUCGACUGCUGUAAAUAUGAUAGCCGUUUAAAAAUGCAAUUCCUUCCGCCGCCGCCGCCGGUAUUAUAAUAAUAUAUACCUCUAAAGCAGCCGUUGAAAGUUUUUUUUUUUUUUUUAAAUAAUAUUUUUUCUCCGAAACACGCAUUCUGUUGUUUUGCGCGUAAUACCAUGCUAUUACUAUAAUAUACUUACCGCCCACAUAACGGCAAUAACUGUACCGUAUAACUGAGAAAUCUUCGACGAUUAAAUUUUCUCGCGCUUUUGCACGCAAUUAUUAAUUUUAUUACAAAGGCGAAACGGUGCGGAGCAGUAAAAACGUCACUUCAAAAAUCGAUUUUACAAUAUCAUUGUUAACUACAAAAUCGGCAAACGUCUUUGAUUACAACAAACGGUGAAAAAACAGUACCUAAACAAAUGAAAGUUAUUUCCAUUCCCUCGAAAAUCGAUUUUAAAAUUUUUUCUACACGUUUUUAUUCGAGUUUUAAAUAAUCCUGAUCGCAACGAUAAAUUUAUUUAUUGAUUUUACACUGAUAUGUGUGUGUGUGUGUUUUUUUUGUCUAUAAACCAUUUUUCCAUACCAGAAAUCUUGCUCCGAUUUUCUGUAGCAUCAUUUCUGAAAGCAAAUUUGAUAUAUAGUUGGUAUUUUAAUAUUUUGUUUCCUCUUAUAGGUGGUAAUAUUAUUAUAAUAAAUUUAACAAAUUAUUACACACGCACACACGACGCAGCAACAAGGAAAAUUUCACAAAGCAAAUAUAAGUUUUCUAUUCUAAUUUCAAGUCUCUACAAAUAUUUUUAACUGAAUCACGACAUAAAAACAAAGUUUUAAAUAAUACAUUUCGUACAUUUUUCCGUUUUUUCCUGGUUUUUGUCAAUUAUAAUGAAAACCACUUAUUCACAGAAAAAUCAAAAACUGGUCUCCUUAGUACCACCCUGAUAAUAUUACAUUUUGGAAAAGGUUGUGCAUUUGGAAAUCAGAGCAAUAUUUCCGGCAGAAAAGAAAUCACCGUUUAGAAAAAAUUUGAUUUAUCUAACGUAAUUCAUCUAGAUAAAUAAAUAUACAUACCUAAUUGAGAAAUUCGAAAAAUUGAACGUGAAAGUUAAAACUCAUGUCUAAUCAGUAAACCAACCUUGUACAAAUAGAGAACAAAAUUAAAAACAUAAAGUAAUUGGUAAUAAUAUUAUCUGGUCGAUUAUUUAUUUCUAUUUAUUUAGUUAUUUCUAAAUGCCAAUGAAACUUUUAGACUUUAGAAUCCAGUAUAAAUUGACAAAAAAUUUUUAGAAUAAUUAAUACAAUUAAAAAAAACAGUUUUAUCUUUUUUUUUUAUUCAGAUAAAUAGUGUUUUAUAUUUUAUCUCCAUCUAGAUAAAUUGUAUAUAAUUAUCUUUAUCUAGAUAAAUUUUUAGUUAUCUUUGCGCAACACUGUCUUUAUUGACGAUGUAUUCCACUUUUAAGUUGCGGUAUGGAGAGCAAUGUAGCUCUAUGAAAAUGCCGCACGCCAUGCAACCACGUAAAUGAAACUCCCUGAAAUUCCAGCAUUUUUUUUUUUUUUCUAAAAGUAGUACAAUUGCAAUAUAGUAUAGUAUUGUUUUAAUAUGUAUUCGGGUUUUUAUUGUUUCGCAAAAUGUUUUAAUGCAAAAUAAGCGGAAGGGCGGAAAUUCGAUCCAAGUGACGAGGACGUGACGUGACGGUUUUUUUUUUAACAAAUAAUAUUAUUUGACUUUAUUUACAUGCCGUAAAAAGGUAAAACGUCGAUUUCCCAACGCGAUUCACUCGCCGUUCGGUUGUCGUCGUUGUUGGCCGUCUUGGGCGUGUAUGCUUCCAUAUUAUUACGAUGAUGGGCGGGAGGGUUGAAAUAAGAAAAACGAUAAGAAUUAAUAAUUGAUGGCGAGCUGCAGCAGCAGCAGCACACGUAUAAGUGGGUGUACGGAAUUGUGUGUCGGUUUCGUUUAAUUUUACCUGCGACCUUUGUGCUGCUAAGGGAUUCAGACGUGUAUAAUAAUAUACGCUUACGGAAAUUUACAUACGAAAAUACAAAAAUGUUAGUACUUUUUGAAUUAUAACCCAAUGAUACUUACUUUUUGAUUGCCCUACGUGUAAUCGCGCGCCAUCGCCGUUCAAAACUGCCGGCCACGAAAUCUUAUGAAACUCAACGAAAACUAUACGGUGGAGUGUCUUUUUUCGCCAUCAUAUCCCUCACCUCAUUUUUCAUUUCUUACGUGUAUAGUUUUCGUUUAUACAAAAUGUAAACGCCUGCAAUUCACACCACGGACGUCAAGUACUCAUUUUUCCCCAUCAAACGCACUGACAGGCGCGCGGCGCGAAGUCGAAACACGCAAACUUAUUACGAUUGUUAUUAUUAUUAUUACGCUCUUCCUCGUAGAAAACAGUACCCCUCACCUGGUAAAGCAUCAAGGGGAUUUUAUAUGUUUAAAUCUCAGACAUAUUAAUGAAUUAAUGAAUGGACGGCGCUUAAGGGAGAAAAUAGUGAACCAAUAUUAAGAGCGAAAGAGACUGGCACUAUCUCUCUUGAAGAGCAAUCAUGGAAUAAAUCAAUUUCACGGCAUAAUACAAAUAUUAUAAUAUUUCAUCCAUGGUAGACCCUAGUUUCGCUAUCCUUCUCAUUAAAUAUCGUCCACAAACACCAUAUAUGAGUGAUGUGGAAAACGCAUUAUGCUACAGAGGCGUAAUUACGGGGGGAGGGAGGGAUUUUGGUGUCCCCCCGAGAAUUUUAUUUUUAAAAACUGAAAAACUACCAUUUAUGUAUUUAUUUAUUUACAAAUAUUAUUAUAUUAUAUAGUAUAUAUUUUAUAGAAAUAAUACAAAAAUCUCCGAAUACCACAUGCUAGCUUAUAACAACUUCUAAUAGUUAAAAUCAUAGCAAAAUUAUUGCUAGGUUUAUAUAAACAAGCGUAUACUUAACUGAUAAAACGUCUAUCAUACCUAGUUAUUUAAAGCUACAGGGUACUUUACUAUAGACGUAACCUAAUAAUAUAUAAUUUGACGAAUGUAAUUCGAAAACCAACGAAUAUCUCAUACAUAACUUAAAAGUUCAAAUCGAUAUGUAUAUAUUAUUAUACAUUACCUAUAUGGUUAAUAAAAACAAAAACAAAUCGCUGUAUCCUGUAAUAUUAUCACACUCGACUCGGAUAUAAUAUGUUUUAAAAUCCGAGAUCACUUUUCAAAAUAUAUAACGCAACGCUACUGAUGCAAUAAUACACCUAACGUAAAAUAUAUUUACCCGAGUUUUCUUAACACGAUAUUUUUUCAUUUCAGAGCUCCGGGCGGCGGUAUGUUCGGUGACGUAAACAUUUCGGCGAUACUCGAUUCGUUCAGUUCGAGCUACGACAAAAGAGUAAGACCAAACUAUGGAGGUGAGUGUAUACCUCCAUCACGUCAUCAUAAUAUAAUACAAUUUUCACAAAUAAAAAUGUUUCAUUUAUAUUAUUUAAGAACUAUAUUACACCUUUUAAAAAGUAGGGACACCCAAUGGCGGAUCUGAAGCUUAUUUAGAAAGUGAGGGGGAGGAGUAAUAAACCGGUAUUAAAGGUAUUGUUAACGAAUUUCAGGAAAGUGAGUCUAAAAAUAUCCGUUAGGGCGUUGCACAUAUUGUACGCGAAUGCAUUGGUACGUUCCGAUAUUUUUAUCUUAUUUUUAAACGGGAUACAAGUGUACGGAAUAUCGCAAUAAAAAAAUGCUUAUACCUCGCUUCAAAAUUUAAACAUUAGAAAAAACCGACAUGCGCAAUACGCAAACACAUCGCCUAAUGUUCUCCCCUUUAAGUUUAAUAAGUAAAUUCGGUCUGAUAUCAAAACUGCCCGAAAUUGGUACUGUCGUACGAAAAUUCGCUGUGUCGUGCGUUUAUAAGAAGACGACGGAGACGGAAACGACACAAUAUAUCCCUCUUAAUACAAAUGCUCCAUUUGUUCAUUCAAACGUACAGCACUGGACUCACCUCCCAUCUGGUUACGGCCUCGGACACCUAUAUAAUUCAAGUAACAAUUUAAAGGGACGGGGAUGAUGAUCUCUACAUCAUUCCCCCUCUCCUUUAAAUCCGCCAUUGCGAGUCAACCUACGCCGUGUAUACACGAACAGUGAUUAUAUAUAAUACAUUCGCGAGGUUAACAUAACUCGCUGAGUGCCAUAUAAGACCCUAAUGUUGGUCACUCGCUCGCGACCUUCGACCAAAGCGUCACGGGGUUUUCGCCACGGGUUUACUUUGGUAAUAACCGAUAGGAAAAAAAUUACUGUCCAAAUAAUUCGGAAUUUUAAGAAAUCGACGACUAAAUGAAAGGUUAAUAUUAUAUUCCGUCGCUACAAAUAUUUAUCGAAACUGAGUGGCGAAAAUACUUCGCGUAGCGUUCGAACCGGACGACGAAAAUGGAAAAAAUACCUAAUACAACGAUCGAAAAUCGUCUUUUAAAAUAUCGAUGGUGAUACGGCGAAAAGGUCUAGGCGACACGGCUGGAUGGAGAAUUACGUGUUUCGUCCAUUUCGCGCGUACCGUUAUUUAACGAACAAUUUGAAUUUUAAGUUUAAAAACAACAUUUUUUAUUUUUUCUUCUCAAUUAUAGGGUCUUAACGACAAUAAAAGCUAAUCUACAAUGUGUAUUCAUAAUAUUUAAAUCAAACGCCCGACCGCAUUAUAACAAGAUACGCUGUGCGUAACCUUUUUUUUUUUUUUAUUCGUUUUCCCGCGGGGUUUGCUGUAACGCAAUACGAGAUAUCAUCGGUUCUGGCACGGGCGCGGACCGAGGGCGACCGUUGUCGCGCGGAACUCGCCGGGCGGUCAGCGUGAUACGGGGACGAAUUCGCGAAAAGACCGCGCGGAAAACGGCGCGCGCGCAAAAUGGCCGCGGCGGACCGACGGCGGGCGGCCGUAUAUUUGCGGGAGAAAAAAAAAAAACCCGUUGUAACGUAUUUGCGUACGGUGCCUGCGCGACUGUUUGCGGCCGGUCGGCGUGUGCCGUCCGAGCGUAAAUACAGCGGGCGCGCGUCUGGACGCGUAUUCGACGGCGGCGGCUCGCGCGAUUACAAUAAUAUGACGACGACGACGACGACGCGCGCGUCGUACCACGACGCGCGUACACACGCCAACGCCGCGUGGACGAGCCGCGCGUGUGCCACCGCCGCCGCGCGCGCGUGUGUGCGGGCGUAUUAUAAACUCGGUCCCACAUCAUCUUUGCGCCCCGGCUAAAUCGAUUUGACCUGUAGCGCCCGCCGCCGACGCCGCCACUCUGUCCGCGGGUGCCCCGUCGCCGUCAUUUAUAUCGUACAUUACGUGUACACGCGCCUUUCGGUUUCGGCCGGUUCGCGGAUUCUGCCGUUUCGAUUAUUUUGUGUUCGUUUUCGUUCUUUUUGCCUCCCCAUUGUGUUCCGGACCGGCCGCCAAUGCCGGUCCGCGAUCCGCCCGUUCCACGGCGGGCCCGCGUGUCCUUUCGGGCGACGACGAGAUCAGAAAAACGACAACAACAACAACACGUUAUAACAAUAAUAAUAACCAAUAAUAGCGCGAGUAUACGUGAUAACAGGUGUACAGUAUGCACACACCCCGUACAGUUAUAUACUGUGCGUGCUGCACAUUACUAUCUUUACGUCCGUGAGAAUUCGAAAGAAAACAAAUUCCGCGACGCGGCUCCUGUAUAAGGCACCCCGCAUAUUAUAGCGUAUACGGUCCAUGAAUAAUGAUAUCGCGUCGUACGAUCGUCGAACGCCACUACGAAAAUGUCCUGUGUCUCCGUCCUUUGUCCCGCUCUCUGUUUCUAUACUUCUCUCGGCUCUCGUCCUUCCCGCGACCCCGUUUUUCUCGGCGGUUCGCCAUUGUUUUCGUUUGUCCAACUUCCCCUACCAGUGGCGCGACCCUUGUUCAACGACACGGGUUUUCCUCUCCGCGCCCCCGACAGUUUCAAAUAGUUCCCGGGUACGUCACUGCCUCGCGCACAUCAGUGGCUGUCUAUUUUCGUACGAGCUAACACACGAGUAACACCCCGGGUAAUUUUGUCCCGUAUAACAAAAUUGUAUUAUGAUUCUCUAAACCUGCGCAUAUUUCAGCUACCGCGACAAGAACCGAAAAUCGCUCUUACCGUGCAUAGUAUUAUGAUUCAAUUAUAAUUCACCGUCCACGAUGUAACGCGUUACACACAUUUAAGCCACGCAAUACAUUACCGACCUGGUGUAAUAAAUUUGCUCUGCGAUGAAUUGUAGGUUUUAUUAUGAGUGACGCGUGGCGAAAAAAAAAACAAAAAAUGCUUGCUUGAUGCCUAUACUAAUAUAGAAGAUUUUUAAAAUAUCUUUGAAUUGUGCCAAUUUAUAAAAAUCAAAGACUUGAAAUCAUUAACGUGACAAAAAGCGAACUGCCACGGGUUAAACGGUUUUUAGAAAUAUCGAAUAAUUCAAAAUCGGCUUUUUGACACUCGGCACGUUGAUUUCGAGUCGUCGAGUAUACCAAGGUAACAGUGUUCGUUGUUAUUGCUAGGUUUAAUGAUAAAGAUAUUGUCAAUAUUGAUAACGCAAUUCGUUUUCUAUAGAGACGAAAAUUAUAAAUUUAAUUCAUACACCUACCUAAUGUAAAAAAAAAAAAAAGUUUGCACAGUUAAUGAAAAAUAAAAAAAAAAUAACCCCUACCAACUAUUGGUAUUAUACGAAAACUAAAUUGAGGCGAUUAGUGCCCACGCCAUGAUUUUCUUAUCAGUCUGUUAUCAGUAAUGAUUGGACAAUUUGGUUCCCUACAAUUUAAUAGCGCAAUUAAAAAACACACAUCAUAUUUUUUUUUUUUUUUAAUUGUAAUUGACAUUUGUUUUUGUAUUAAAACAUCAGUAUUUACAAAAUAAGAUUUCACCAUUAUGAAAUAAGAGCUAUUCGAAUGAGGUUUUUACUGUUUUUAGAACCAAAAUAAAUGUAAAAACUUAAAAUGUAGAACGUAAGAAUUAUUUUAAAUUUACUUUACAUAGCAUUUAUUUGUGUAUUUUUAUUUGAUUGGAUUUAAUCACACUUAUUAAGGAUUGUUAACGCAUUAUGUGACGUCGCACCAAUCGCCUCUAUUCUUCCCCCACGCAAACGAUGGUUAACCAACUACAAAUCGUCGAUUAUACCUGAAAAUAUCUGAUGAGAUGUACUUUUUACAAAUAUAAAGAGUAUUAUUUUUAACCUUGUUGACAAUGUUUAGCCUUAAUGAUACAUAUGUUUUAUUCCUACCGAUUGGGAACGUUUUUCAGAACUUUGAGCCUAUAAUUUAUUGUUAAACACUUUACACUUUUAGACACAAACGUUGGAUCAUAUAACGAUUCGUUCACUGUACCAAUAUUAUAUAUUACUUACCCAAGUAAAAUAAUUAAAUCAUGCAAUAAUUAUUGUGAUUAAAAUCUUAAACAAUCAAUGAUAAAACGAUGAAUAUAAUGUAUACAGAUUGGAUAAAGUAUUGUAUUUAUUUAUGAAAUACAAGCGAUUCACAACACUAAGAAAAAUACACAAAUACAUUCUUAUUCUUUUUUAAAAAAUCUCUUUUUUACUAAAUUAAUUGGUUGUCGUUCAAUACGUUUUACUUACCGUUUAUUUUUCGAUGCACUAUGUUUCCUACUAUUGUUCGUUGUUAAACAUUGUUUUACCUCGUAUUAACAACACGUAUUUUUGACAUCUCCCACUCUUUCUAAAAGUUUAAAAAGUAUUUAUUGUGUUUAUUGAUUACUUUUGAUAUCUACACUUACGGCAUUGGAGACACUUUUCCCAUUUAUUGUUUUUUAUUGUGCAUAUUUCCUGAUUGCCAUCACAUGAUAUUUCGUUUCUUAUUUUCGCACACCUUAUUUCUAAAGGAAAAAGUCAACUUUGUUUUAAAAAUUCCGUACACAAUAAGUGUGAUGGUUAUAAAUAAUACAUAUAAUACAUAUAAUGUGACGGUAUAAUUUUUACCACAAAGUAAAAAAACAAAAUCUAUAUUUGCAAUAAUCAUUGAGUACAAUAUUAUAUUAUUAAAAUUCACAUUUCGCACUAAACACGCAUUUUCCUGAAUUACAAACUAAAAUGAAACUAUUUGUUAUCUACCUAUAUAAGUACAGGCCACGAUAUAGACAUCUAGGUGUGAAGUAUUAUUUUUAAACAGAUUAUAUUUAUUUGAUUCGUAAUCAGUUAAGAGAAGGUAAAGCAUACGUUAUAUUAGGUUAGGUUAUGGUACAAUAGUUGUAUCAACAUAUCGGUAGUUAUAAUAGGUAACCUAUUAUAACAUAGCAGUCUUUCAAUAUUAUAAACUAUUUGACAGGUAUCCGAAAAUUUCGCUACAUUACUGAAUGUACAAUUAUAAAUAAAUUUGCUCAAUGUUCAUACACAAUUGUGUACGAGAUGAUUUGAUUAAAAUUGAAGGUGUACAUUAUGAUAUAAUAUAAUAUAAUAUUACAUCCGUUUUUCGAUCGUAGUAUAUUGUUUCGCAACAAAAUAUUGUGUCGAAUUGCGUAUACUGUGGCUUUUAAUCAAAAAAAAAAAAAAAAAAUGAACACACACAUUUUUCUGACUUUUCUUUAAAUUCGAAAAUAAACCCAACAAAGAGUGUUUAUAAAGUUUUUUUUUUAUAUAUAUACACAUUACAUAUGUCGAAUACCGUAUAUUUAUUUGCAAGAAUACAUAAUUCACUAUUAUUUUUUUUUUAAGAUUCUCGUAAACGUAUAAUUUUCAAAAGAACACCGCAGUGUCUGUAUACAAAAACUUCUUAAGGAAUACCUAUUAAUUUAACUUAACCCUCGGCGAAUAAUAAAACUAUACAUUUAUUAUCGAUUAUGUAUUUCUAUACGAAUACAUCAUUGGCGGUCUAUAAUGUACUUGCACAAAAUGAAAAUGUCGUACAAAGUUUUCCGUUGGUUAAGGAAAAAUAUGAUCAAAUUUUUGAUAGUUUUCACGGUGUUGUUGUGAUUGUUAUACGAUCAGAUUAUAAUAUAGGUUUAUCGUUUAAAGUUAAAAAACACUAUAAUAGAAAGGAGGGCUAUAAAGGAAGGAAGGAAGGAAGGAAAUGAAGUUAUUUCAAUAGUCGUUCGAAUACGCGCAAUAAGUACCUACUUACGAAAAUGGUUUGUUCGACAGUAAAAAUUCACAAUUACUUAAUAAGACGACGGGCGGAUUUAUACGGUUAAAAUACAAAUGUAUGAAUAACGCGUCGAGGGAACGUUAGAAGAAAAAAAAAUGUAUGAUUAUAUUCACACAUCAGUGACAUAUUAUUUACUUGGGCGUCCUAGGGGUUGAAAUCGCAAUUUCGAUGAAGGUAUAUGCGAGAGUGAAAAACAUCACGAGUUUAUGUUCAAUGUAGGGGAGAGCAUUUUCAGGAUACAAUACCCCUCCCUUUCUCACCCCAAACAAAAAUAUCCAAAGUACACCACUGAACAAUAAUAUAGAUGAAUAUAUUUUAUCGUGUAGUAUACAUACUAUAUCAUAACAUACUCAAUAUCAUACUUUUACUCGAGUGUCAAUAUACCCGUAAGUACUUAAUGUAACACAAUCUUAAUUUAAUGUCUUAUUUAAAACAAACAAAUCGACUAUGGGGUAGUAAUACGAGUAGGUACAUAUUAUAAAUAAUUUUUCAUGUUUCAUCAUACUAUUGGGUAUUGCAGUCGUUGUGUGCAACACAUCAUAUAUUUUAAAAUAAUAAAAAUAAACAUAAAAAAAAAUAUGUCUACAUAUUAUUUUGUUUUAAUGUACCGAAUUUCAGGUACGCCAAUUGACGUCGGUGUCACCAUGUACGUGCUGAGCAUCAGCUCUUUGUCAGAAGUCAAAAUGGUACACACAAAAAAUAUUAACACAAAUGCAAAACGAAUUUUUUUUUUUUUUUUGGUUUUAACAUUUUUUUUUUUUUAAAUCUUCCGCCUAAUAAUUACAUUUUUUUUACGCGUCAUUCUGUAUAGAAAAUCAAGUAGUGUCUAUAAUAAAUGUCUUAAAAAUAUGUGAGAUGCGUGUUUUUUAAUAAGAUAUUAUAUAAUAUAAUAAUAAAUAUAUAUAUAUAUAUAUAUAUAAAAAAAUAUAUAUUCUUUAUGCGAUUGCGAACUUCUUUCCGCUUUGUAUUAUACAUAUUAUUAUAUAUUUUCCGCUAUAGAAGCACGCUGUAGAAUCGUCGAGCAUUAAAAAUAGAGACAUAUUAUAUUAUAUAAGUAAAAAAUAACAGAAAAAAUAUCAUAUUCAAGUAUAAAUUUCGAAUAAAUAAAUCUAGAAACGUUACAUUCGACUAAUGUCACAUUAUUUGCUUUUUAAUGAAUUUAUUUUGUUUUUUAUUAUUAUUAUUCAUCUAUUUUGCUUUAACGAAUAAUUUAAAUUUCACCAUCGAUUUACGUAUACAUUUAAGUAGAUCAAUAACUUACGAAUAUACCUAGAAAUAAAUAUAUAUAUAUAUAUAUAUAUAUAUUUAUAUAUAUAUAUAUAUAUAUAUAUAUAUGUAUAUUUUUUUUUUUUUUUGUUUAGUGUAUACAUAUUAUAAAUUUUAUUAAAACAAUACGAAGUUUACUACAUAUAAAACAUUACAUGAAAUAAACACAAAACUAUAGGCUCGUGAAAAUUCAUCAAUAUCGCAGUAUAAAUAAAAACCAGUUUUAGCCUAUUUAACACUGUAGCUGUGUCAUUUGUUGUGUAUGAAAUUUGUUUAAUAGCGUCUUAAUAUCCAUCACGCAUAAUCACGUAAAUAACGUUAAAACGGUAUCUUUGUAAUAUAUUAAUGUUCGUAUAUACAGAUUAUAAUCGGCUUAAAAACGUAACGGAAAAUAUUUUAACGUGUAUACGAAUUUCCCGUGUAGUUUGAAUUUACGUUUUUGCAUUUUUAUUAUAUUCACUACAUUGUAACUGCAGAAUAGUAUUACAGUAUACGUAUAAGUUCGUGUACGCACUUAUUGAAAAUAAGAAUGUUAAUAUCACUACGGCCUAACUCGGGGGAAAAAAAAUGUAUAGGUAUACGUGUACUUUUAUUUUUUCUUACAUAUUAUAUUAUAUUAGUGUAGGUUAUCACGAAUAAACAAAAUAGUAGUUAGGUACAUAAUAUGAUAUCGCGUGAUCGCGUGCGAAUAAAUUGUCCCGGCGGCGGUGGGCGGAGAUAGUGGCAAUUUCAAACGCACAAAUAAAAACGCCAAGGUAUUUAAUUCUAGCAGCCCUCACCACUGCACGUGCCGUAUAGGUAAACCGUGUCUGGCACACGCUAUGCCUUGAUAUCCCACCCCCCAAAAAUAAAAAAUAAAAAAACAUUACAGGUGUCAGGUCAACGACAAAACGUAAAAAAUAAAAUAAAUAAAUAAAAAUAAUAAAAAAAAAACUUUCGCAACAAUUGCUCCAUUAUUUCGUACAUGCAAUUUGAAUGCUUUAGCGUGUAAAAGCGAUCAUAAACUUUGAUUCUUUUUAUUUUAAUAUAUGGAAUUGUCACUUUUGACGUUUGAAGUGCAUAAAUAAACUGCGUACAAUAAUAAUAAUACAGCAUAUAAAGCGAUCAUUCCAAUCAUAACAAUAGUAUGUUAAAAACUUUCUGUAUUUUUCUCGAAUUACAUAAUUUUACCGGGAAUGUAUUUCGUACAAAACGAUGCAUAGCAUAUAUACGUGGCCUGCGGUGUAAUAGAAUCCGACAUUUCUGAGGUGAAUUCUUAAAAAUAAAAACCGGCACAAUAUAUACUUCCCUGUUUCCCUGUUUUAAACCUCUAUUCAUUUUUCCUAUGCAGGUAAAUAUAACAAAGCUAAGAUUUUUGAACAUCGUCAUCUAACACUUGAAAAUCUCAAGGCUAUUCGUGAUAAUAUUACUAGGAUUCCUCGAGAUAUGCUGAAGAGAGACAAGUAUAUUAGCAAACUUCCGAAAACUUUUUUAUAUUACCAUCGACCGACAAGGCCAACAUUUUGAAAAUACCAUAUUUCUGAAAAUUUGACUAGAAAAAACUAGAAAACUAGAAAAAAUAUACAAACUUUUUUACUAUUAUCUUGUAUAAUUACCGUUAUUUUAGAUUCUGAGUAGAGCAAAGAAGCUUAUGGUUUUACAAAGAUGUUUUGUUUUUUUUUUUUUUUUUUUUUGUAAGCACUUUUCUACCAGAAGAUUUCCGCGGAUUUCCAAGUUUCUAAGUAUAGCAUCUUUUCUGAAAGGAAACCGGUGUGAGAAGGUACUCUAAGGAAGUCAUUUAUCGAUUUUCUUAAGAGUUUUCUCAUAAAAUUUUAAAACCGAAAAAAAAUGGGAAAAUAUGCGAAAUAUAUUACUAACAUAUUACUAUUUUAUUUUCUUGUGCACAACUUUUUUACCAACAAUUUUGCUCCAAUUUAUAAUAAUACCAAUGUGUAUAAAAGGAAAUUUCACUAGGGAGGUGGUAGAGAGGCUAUUUUUCGAUUUUCUCAAGAGUUUUCCCUGAAAAUGUGAACAACCGGGAAAACGUAGACAAAUUGUGAAAAUCGGUACAACAUUAAGAAAAUAUAUUAAGUCUAUUUAAAUUAUUUUACUAUAAAAUGAUAUAUAUUCUUGACAAAGUAUCAUUAUUAACUGAACUCCGCUCAGAAUCGUUUUUUCAUAAGCAAUGAUUUAUUGUAACUUACGGGUAUACAUUAAAUUAUCUCUAACAGUGGCUGCAUUCGUCCCCAUUAUCCUAGGAUGCCUUUUUCGAAUUAACUUCAGAGAUUUUGGAGUUCAUUAAGUCUAAAACUAUAUUAUUAGUAAAUAGGUAUGUAAUAUUAUUUAUUUUAUUUUUGUUUUGUUAGUUUUAAAUCCUAUUCAUUUCUUAAAUAUAUGUCCCGCAUCCAAUAUAAUACUUUAAUAAAUUAUAUACCGAAUAAAACAUUAAAUUUCCAAACAACGAACCGCAUUUUUUGCAUUACAAAUUGUCAGACAGUACCUAUUGAUUAAGAGAUAUGUAUCAACGAAUCAGUAGUAAAUGGAAUUAAUUUAACCGUUCCGAAACAUUUUCAUUUAGUCCAAUAUUAUACUAUUUUCAUCUAGUUAGUUAGUGUAAAACCUAGCCAACAGUAUAUCAACAUCAACGCAUUAGUAUAAAGAAAUCUACCUAUUAUUAAAAAAAAAAAUAAAAUAAAAAUACAACGCUUUUUGUUAGUGUAGGGUUUUUGAAGCACGCCAGUAGUAGUCCUUUGGAGUCAUUAUUAUAUUGUUAUUUUUUUAUAAAUUACUAGUCUUAUUUAUUUUUUAUUUUUCUGUAUAUCUUACACUACAAUACUUGUCCCCUCCGGAAUAAAACAUACAUAAUAUAUUCUAUUAUAAAGACUACGAAAGAAAGAGAAACUUGUUAUGUAAUGCAUAUUAUUAUUAUAUUCGUAGCUACAUAAAGCUUUUGUAUAUUUUAGGUCUAUACAGUGUACAUAGUACAUUUUAACAAUAUUAUCAAUUAUCAUUUUUAUAUAUUAUCACACAAUGUCUCGUUUGAUUAUCAUGCGAUAAAUCAUAAUACAUAAUUAUUAGUAUUUAGUAUAUUAUACUAUAGAUAAUUAUGUAUAAAAUGACUAUAGAUAGCUCAUUGUAUAAUUGAGUCCAACAAGAUAUAUUAAAUAUAUUAUAACAUAGGUAUUAAGAUGGCAAACUUUUCUUAAAUUACCUAAUUCGUGAAAUAUUUGUUUAUGCCAUGGAUUUACGAUAGAUGAUAAAAAAAAAAUGCCAUUUGUGAUUGAUUAGUGCCUACAACAAUGCUCUUCUUAUCAAUUUAUUAUCAGAAAUAAUUGGAUCAUUUGGUUCCAAACAAUUUAACAGUCAUAUUAAAAAUACAAAUUAUAUUUUUUUUAACGCUUAUAUUUUAUACAAAUAUGAGUAAUUACAAAUUAGAUUUUCACUAUUAUUAAAUAAGUGUUCCUCAAAUAAGGUUUCUAGCAAAAAAAUUUGUAUCUUGGUACUUAAAAUGCUGAAUAUAAAAAUCUUAAAGUUACUAAACAUUGCAUACAUAUGCAAAUUUCUAUUUGUUUGGUUCCAAUCAUAUUUUAUAAGGAUUGAUAUAUAAACCAUAAACAAAUAUUUCCCACCGAGUUUAUCGAUAAAAUGUUCUCUCUUUGUACAUGGCCGGUGCUGAAUUUCAGAUUUACACGUAUAAAGUCAGCUAUCUAUAGUCGUUUUAUAAAAUAUACUUGAUAUUAUAUUAUAAUAAAUAUUAGAAAAAAACAACCGUGUUUUGUAUGCGUAGUACCCAUUUGUUCAACUAGAUCACGGUCGUACUUUCAAGACGAUGAUAAUAUUAUACCAUUGUCGUUACACGUACCUAUAUACUAUACGUGCGGUAGGUAUUCUCUAAAAGGGAAAACAUAUCGCUAGCGAACGACACUGUUAUAUUAUUAUUACGUUAUGAUAAUAUUAUGGAUUUGCGGUAUAAUAAACAUAAAAUUAAAGCACUCCCGACAACGGCGCCGAGACAAAAGAAAAAAAAAGUGCACGUACCUAAACCGUAAGUGCUUUUUUUUUUUUUAUCGUACGUAUAGGUAUAAUAUUUCUGGUUCGCGUGCAAAUGUGUGUUUGUGUGCGUGCACCCGGUAUAUCGUAUGUUUGCCGUCCACACCGGGGACAUUGAAUAAUAAUAAUAUAACCGGUAUAUAGGUUUUUUUCCGCGGUAUUAUUAUUUGGACCGUAAACUCCACUCGAUGCCGCAAAGGCUGUGUACCGACUACGUUUGCGUUAUUGCCUACAAUUCGGGUCAGUUCUGCCGGAAAAAAGAUAGAUUUAUUUGUGUUUUACUUUUUCGCCCCGAAUUUUUUUUUCUUUUUAUUGGUCGCGUUUGUUUUUAUCCCUACGACGAAAACUAUCGCCAAACCGACCGUGCAUUCGAAGUUUAUAUUCAUUAGAACGAAUGAAAACUACUUCACACUGUACAUGUUCGUUUUGGCUACUUGAUAAACUAUUAUUGAAACUAUAAAGUUCAAAUCACCCGGUAUAUAUGUGUUUUUAAAUAACAAUACAUAUAUAUCUACUUCUUCUUAUCUUCGAUCAUACGAUUGAUUUGCUACAUAUUUCCAUCGUACUUCUAUGUCGUCUCUUAUAAUUCUUUAAAUCUUUGCGCAACUAUCAUAUUAUUAUACUUAUGUGUUUUAUAUGUGCACCGUUUUUGGUCCACAUCUUCCAAUAAGGCCCUUUUCAACGUCCACUUCUUUAUGUUUUAUUUUAGACUGUAUUCGUGACGCAUUAUAGAUAGACUAAUAACUCUGUCCAUUCUGAUUAUUAUACUACGUACACUUUCUGUCCGUUGAACUUUUAAAAGGACAUGCAUCGUCCAUAAUCCUUCAAAACUGGUUUACAUGGGAAAAAAACUAGUCAGGCUAUAGUCUUAAUCAAAUUUCCAUCAUAGAAAAAAAAGAACUUACAUUGUGCAGCAUUCGUUUUAUUUUUUCGAUAUUACAAAUGUAAAACAACUUAUUAUUGUUUUGAACUCUGAUGGUUUUAACAUUUUCAAACUCGAAUCAAUUUUUUCGCAAUUGUAAUAUCGAAUAAUUAAAAUAAACGUUACAUAGUGAAAUUUCUAUCUGUUUUUAGGUGACCAUUUGGUUUUUAAACAAGUUCACAGCUCGAAUAGUUUUAGCCCUCGAGAAACUAUUUUUUGUAAACGUGUUUUGUUAAUAUUUCAAAUAUUUAAAUAUAUUAUAAUUGUAAAAACGAAACUGGGAUACUUUUAAAUGUAUUUAAAGGUAUGUUUAAGUAUAUAUUAUUUGAGUUAAUAAAAUUGUCUAUAUACCUACGCAACCCCUUAAAUACGGGUGGUGGUGACACGAUCAAAUAAAACAUUUUUCAAUAUCACUGCAUAAUAUCAAAAGUUUCUUGUUCGGUAGGUACCUAUACAAUAAUAUUAUACUAUACGAAUAUAAUUAUUGUAUAUUAUUUCGUUUGUCGAAAACGGUUCGAUAACAUCAUCGCUGUCGAUAAAUCAAACGACAACUUUUACUGCUGCAGUGUUACAAAGGGAGACAAAUCGCUCAUUGGCGCCUUAAUUACUACGGAAUUGGGUCACGGAACGACACGCAACCAUCAACGGAUUUCCUUCCACCCCAAUUACGCGUUACAUUGUAAUAAUUACGUUUUUCAAUUAAACUACGCACGCACCAUUAAAACGUUAGCUAUAUUAUUAUAUUCGAUUGCUCAUUAAAAGGCACAAAGCCCACACUCAUAGGUGCAUAAAAAAAAAAAAUAUUAUAAAUAUAACAGUUGACUUUUCUAACUCUCGUAAAUCAGUUUUAAUAUUUUUUUUUUAAAUAAUAUGCCUAAUAAUUUAUAGCGACUAUGAGAAAUUUAAUUCUGAAUUUGUUACUCAUAGCAUAUUAUAACAUAAUACGGCUGUGAUUUAUGAAUAUUAAUUUUUUCUAAACAAUAUUUAUUUUUUUUCACGGAGAAUUUUAAUUAAACAUGCCCGCGAUAAACUUUAUUAUGACGCGCGUCACGUUGUAUACCUUUGCUCGAAAGGUCACUCAAAUUAAAUUAUUAACCAUGUACAGCAGGUAUGCGUAUAAUCAGAUAUUAAAACACUAUCGUAUACAAUAUAAUAAUUAAAAUAUUGGCCAGUCACAAUAAUAAAACUAUAGACACCUAUUCGAUUUGUUAUGUGUGAAUAAAUAUUGUUAAUAUUUUGGUCGAAUUUUCACUGGAAAUCGAGAUGAUCGCACUAUAUUGUAUCUAUUAAAUAUAAUAUAUCUAUUGUAUGUAACGUGGAUAUUUGACAACUUAAAUAAAUUUUGUUUAAUAUUUUUAAAUUAUUUUUCUCGUAAUAAUUACUGGAGCCUUAAACUAGGACUCUUUAUUUUAUAUAUUUUUUUAAAUAAUAAUAAAGAUUUAAAUGUUAAAGUAACCAUUAAAAAAUAUGUAUUAUAUACAUGGGAAAAAACCUCGAAAACAGAACAAAAGUUAUUUCAAGUCUUCGCGUCUUUUUCUUGCUACGUUUAAACACUUAGUGGCUUCCUCUGGACUAAAUGAGCUCGAAUUCAUUGACUCAAACUCGGGGAUUAGAGUUGUUUUUAGACAGAUUGAAGUAAUACAAUUUUGGUUGGAUUUAAAUAUGAAUUUCGCUAUGCUGUCGCGAGAAUGGUGGUUUUUUUAAAUUGUGUACACCCCUAUAGUCUCCUCAAAUAAAUCCUGAGGGACACAAUUUUAUGCAUUCAUGGUGCAUGAUGUAUCAAGGAUGUGCCUUUUGGAGAUUUAAACGUUUAACCCCAACUAUUGUAAUUUGUUUCAAAUAUCUUCUCACCUAUUUUGUAUUAUAUUUAUUAUUUUUUAAAGAAUUAAAUUAAUAUAAUACAAAAUAAGUGAGAAGAUAUUUGAAACAAGUUUCAACGAUGUUUCAUGUUUUUGGGACUUUUUAAGUCUCAAUUUUAUAUUAUCUGCAGUGCAUUAGUCAGUUAAAAAAAAAUUAUUGUUUUUUUGGACGCGAGAUAUCAUCGGCACACACACACGCGUGUUGUUUCCGAACAUUUUAGGUUAAUUUACAUUUCUACUGGCAACUGAUCUGUAUAAUCUGUAUAUACAAGCAAGGGCGCCCACAGAAUUAUAAACCCGGGAGAGGGGGUAAAGUCAAACGUAUAUAAUUUAUUUUACAACUCACAACUUAUAAGUAAUCAUGACUUAAAUAUUUAAGCAAGUAAUAAAACAAUUAAUAUUUAAUAUUAAUUGAAAUAGCGAGGGCCAUGGCCCCUACCGGCCCUCACUUGUGGGCGUUUUGGUGUACAAGGCAUUGCCAUAUGCGUACGGAGAAUAUAUUUAUUGGUUAUAUGAUUAGAAAAUGAAGGCACCAAAAUGUUAUCAAAUAUAAUAUAAUUUAGCUCCAUUAUAUCAAAUCAUUGUAGAUUAUAUUUUUUAUUUUGAAUUAAAUUAAUAGCGAAAUAUGUAGUUUUUGAUGUGAAAUCGCCACGUGUUGGUAUGAAGGAAAAAUAAAUCGAUAACCUAUAAGUCGAUUUAAAUUUAUCAGUCACUUCUGUACAGCCAUCUGUUGGCGUUUAAGUAAACGUUCGAGAUAAUAAUAAAACCGGGAAACCUGCCGCGUUUUAUCGAUUAGAAUACACGAAAAAUACCAAAGUCUGUUCAUUCUUAUCGUGAAACGCCCUGUAUAUUGUAUAUUAUUUACUUUUGUCAAGCGAGUCUAUAUAUGCAAUGCAACAAACCAUAAUGGUUUUGCAUUAUUGAAUGCGUAUCGUGUUUUGGUAUUCAUGGGGUUCCGCGCGCCGGUGUGUCUAAUGCCGCGGACGUCGGUGUGAACGCAAGUGCAAAUCCGACAUGUAAAAUGUAAAACCUUACACCCUUUGAAUACGUUAUCAGAGGACGUUCAUAAUUUUAAUCUAAUUCGGCUGUGGUAGGUGGGCAGCAGAGAGUAGCAGUAGAAGUAUAGAACGUAUAUAAAAGAACCUGCAGAUAGGUAGGUCAGCAGCGCAUUAUGUAAUAAUAUGUACAGGGUGUAGUAUUUGAAAAUUGCCUCUAUUAGUCGCAAUUAUACGUAGAAAAUUGUCAAACCCCACAGAUACAUUCUGCAAAAAUACCUAUUAUAAAAGUGUAUUAUUUAUCCGCUUCCUCGUUGUCGCGGCUGUACCGAAGAAACGUGACUGCAGUUUUAGGAGAUAGGUUUAUUCGGUCGGUGUUUACUGCAGUUUUAUUUUUUUCUCGUGCGUUUUUUCGCUCGCAAAUUGCGCGUAACCUCGAACGAGAACACAUUCCGUAAUACAGAGUCGACAGCCGCGAAACUUUAAUCUUUUGUACUAUUUUUUUUUUUUUACGGUCGUUUAGGAUGUUCUCGUAAACGACAUAAAAACCCCGUAUGUACGUAUGUAUGUAUGUAUGUAUGUAUGUAUGUAUGUAUGUAUGUAUGUAUGUAUAUAUGUAUGUAUGUGUGUGUGUGUGUGUGUGUGUGUGUGUGUCUGUGUAAAUUAACCGUCGUCGUCGGAUAAUAUAUAAUAUAUAGGUAGGAUAGUGUGUGUGUGUGUGUGUGUGUGUGUGUGUGUGUGUGUGUAUAAAACAUUAAUCAAUGUUUUCACGCGCGGGUUUCUCGGCGUGAACAACAAAUAGGAAGCUGUUAGUUACUGUCGACGACGACGACGCCGCGGCACGAUAAUAGUACAGAAAUUAAUUCCUCGGCUCGCCUAUUUCGCUAAUUCCGGUUUUUAUGGCCCGCCGUCGUCGUCGUGUAUGGUAUAGGGUAAAAUAUAGAGCCCCGUUCGAAAGAUUUUACUUUCGUAUCUGCGCGGCGACAACGACGACGACGACCAACCACCCCGGUGCAGUGUUAUAUAGUGCGGUGUGUAUGGUAACGGUGACCCAGAAAAACGUCGUCAUAUAAUACAGAACGUAUAAUAAUUUAUACGCCACACACGAUUUAUAACGCACCACUGUAUAUACAUGUAUAAUACGUUAUUACUAUAAUGCUGUAUCGUAGUGUAUAUUAUAUACGACUCGUGUAUAGAUGGGUUACCCUGGCACCCCAAUAUCAAAAUUUUCCAUUUCUCUUUUUACCAUCAAUUGUACUAUAAUUUGUACCAAUUUGUAUCACCGAGUUCAGAAUGUUCACCUAAAUAAUUCCCGCUGAAAUUGUUUUUUUUCCACGGGGUGCCAGGGUAUUGUUAUCCCAGCACCUAAUAUAGACUUUUUUUAGUAUACAAUCCUUAAAACUAUACAAUCUUAAUAUUUAGGUACAAAUUCUGAACUCAGUGGUACAAAUUGGUACAAAUUAUAGUACAGUUAAUGGUACAAAGAAUAAUGAAAAAUUUUGAUAUUGGCGUGCCAGGGUAACUCACCUCUCGUGUAUAGUAUAUAUCGAAGAAAACCAGCUCUUCGAACGUAUAAACAUCACAUCCACGUUGGUAUUAUUAUAUAUUAUUAUGUGUAUAAAAUAUAUAUGGUGUGCGUGCGUACGUGUGCGUGGAAUAUAAUAAUAUUUGUGACGCGGAGGCGCCGUCGCGACGGGUUCAGAAAAACAUGACCUACAUAUAAUAAUAAUAUUAACAAUAACGUAAGUUCAGUUGCGUAUGCCUAUUUUUUAUACUUAUAUACAUUUAUAUUUACAAGUGCAAGUGCCGCACGCCUCGAAGUUUUCACACUACGGUGACCUUGCAGCUGUGGCGUACAUGGGUAUUUUAUAAAGAGAAGCUCUGCAUUUCACGACCAAAUCAAGUGAGUUGAGGGGCAAGUGUGUAGAAUUAUUAACAUGAUUAGAAUAUUAUAUAAGUUAACGAAAAAGGUGAAGUGUUUUAUACAAUCUUUAAGAUUAUUUUAAAAAUUAUAUUUUCAAACUUUUUUUUUUUUUAAUAAGAAAAAAAUGCAAAAAAAAAAAAAAAAAAAAAAAAAAGGGAAUUUCGUAACUUGCCACAGUCGGGUAUUGAACCCGAAAGAAAUCCUACCUAGUCUAAUUUUAAGCCCUAUCCACUAGACUACCUGCCUAAUUAUUAAGAAGUUGAUUUUAUGACUAUAUAAGUAAAUUUCAAAAUAUUAUAAAUUAUAAUAUACUAUAUAUACAGUGACAUCUCGAAAUUACGGAUUUUUUGGGAACAAGAAAUUUAACUUCCUCUGAAUAGUACACACCAUUUCCAGGGGAAAGAUGCGGAGCGUGCCUCCCUUUUUUUGUUUAUUGGUUAUUUCGGUGUAUUUUAUCGUCAAAAUAUGGUUAAUUAUAAGAUGAUAAGUGCCCCUUCCAAACGGUGUAAGUUGGAAGAAGCAGGCCACUCAUAUAGAAAGCAAGAUUCAAUGGUACAAAGAGUGCUCCAAGAAACCCAAGGAGCUAAGAUGACCAAGGCAACGAUGGGAGGAUGACAUUAAAAAAGAUUUCCUAAAUGCUAUAGGAGGGGAUUAUGGAGACAUGGAUUGGAAGAAAGUAACGGAGAACAGAGAGGAAUAGGGGAGGAUUUGUUUUAUGGCAAGAUGGUCUCAAAGGUUUUUUGAAAAAAAAAAUAUAUAUUCUUUAAAUAUUUCAUUUAUGGUGUUAUAUUAAUAAUAUAUUCACAUUAUUAUUUUAAAAAAAUAUUAAUUUGAUAUACUAACAAUAUUUAUUUAAUAAUGUCAUUUUUUUGAUGAAAAAUGUAUAUCAAUAUAAUAUUAUUAUUACGGAUAUGCUAUCUGGGUUGCAGAUAAUAGUUAUAACACCCAUUUCGUCUGGGCUAUCUUCGGGAUUUUUCGCUAUUUUAUUGCAACUGCUUCUUAUAAAAUAAUCUUCAUGACACCGCUGAUUGACAUUAACCUUUCCGCGGAAGAAAUGUCCGAAUUGACUGCCGUUCGACUACAAAUAGUAAAUAAUAUUCAAUACUUGUAACACAAUGCUAUUCAGUGCUAUAAAUACUAUAAUAAUAUAUUAGUUAUUAUAAUAGCUGUGCUGCUCGUACCAAUUUAAUUUCCAAUUUUUUCCUCUUAUUAACAAACGUUUUCAAAACCUUUUCUUUUUUUGAACACAAGUGCAAUUCGACUUUGGCCAACAAUUACAAUUUAACAUCUCUCUGUGUCACUCUCGCUGUGACAGCGCCAGGGAUGGGCCAUGGUGGGCCGUGGCCCACCCUAAACAUUUUCCUGGCCCCCGGGUAGCCUACCUUGUAUGAUUAUAAAGAAAUUCUGUGUUUUACAUUACACAUCAUAUUUUUAAAUUAUGGUUAAAGUGCCCCCACACUAUAUUUAUCAUAGAAAUCCUUAAAUUUACAAGUAAAAAUACAAAAUUCAUGAAGAUCUUCCAUUUUUCAUAAGUUUAAAAUUUUAGAUAUAUGAGUACUUUCUUGUAAUUUUUUAUAAAACUGUUAGGAUCCCACGAAAAUGUAUUAGAUGAAGUAGCAUCUGGUGGAAAAUCCACAUAUUUUAAGGUGUACGUAGUGUGAAAGUUUUGAAGGAUUAACCGAGAAACUAAAGGUCAUCACGAAAAAAAAAUAGUUUUUUGUAAAACUAAUAUAUUCCUCACUACCAUCAGAACCUAAAAUUAUUUUUUAUAUAAUUUCACACCAAGAACCGUAUGGAAAUAACACAUGUGACAUGGCGUUUGCGAAUAUAAAACCAAUAAUAAUAAUUAUUACACUCUCUCACCACAUGUCUCUAUUUACGAGGAUGAACGUUUUCUGCAGCUCUAAUAUAUCUAUAGGUAUGCGUCGCCGUAUAUAUUAUGUAAAACUAAGAAUCGUUUAGGAAGAAAACUGCCGGUAGCUGGAUAUAUUAAUAAUAUUUAGUCCUUGAACCACCACCAUCACCACCACUACCACCACCACCACCACCGGGUAUAACCGCUUAUAAUUAAAAUUCCCCGUCGCCGUCGCCGAUUCGUGCGUGGAAGCUGCACCGGGUCUGCACCGGUGGAGGUAGUUUUAUCUACGUACAACGGCCCCGACGGACGUGCACCGUUUAUUAAUAACACAAAUUAAUUCAACCGUAAAUAUUAUAUAGAUAUAUUUAUCUGCCCCCACGAUUGAAGAAUCGAUUUUAUAUCCAAUCGCGCGAGCCCUGCGUGUUUAGCGUGUAUAAUAAUAUAUUUCCGUUAAUUAUAACUGUAUUUUCAUUGUAUCUGUGUGUAACGAGUGUAAUACAGAAUUAUACUAAUGAUGAUUAAAGAGUAACGAUAAUUGGAUAACUGUGCGGCCAUUAAUUGUGUUUUUCCCAUAGAUAUAAAAAAUAAUUAGAGACAAUGUAGUCUUAUAGUGGUAUGAAGUCAUCACCUCUAUAUACUUACUAAAAGUGUAAACAUUAUAUUGAUUGAUUCAUGAGGUAAUUCUUUAUGUCAUAAAUUAUUAUGAAAUAAAUAUACAUGUCAGAAAAAGUAUGCGUUUUCUCUAAUCACUGCUAUUGGGGUCAUGGAAGAAACGGUACAAUAACGAUCUGUGCAAAACCAUGAUAGCACAAACCAAUUAUAUUAAAAUCAUUUAUUUUUCAUGAGUUUAUAGUUUAUUUCAAAUUAGGGUUACGUUCCAUGUAUGCAGAAUAAUAAUUUUGCAGACAUGCCUGUUUAUUAUUAGGUGCUAGUUGUUAGUUGGUUAUAUGCAACUAUUUGUUUCAAAUAAAUUUCAUUUUACCAAAUUUUUUAUUUUAUUCAAUAGAAAACGGAUUUUUAUUCGAAACAGCCAAAACCAAUUAAAAAACGAGUACAUAUCUAAAAGUACUCAUGAAUUUACAAGUUAUUUAUGAUAGAUUCAUAUUUAUUGCAAAACUGCAAGUUAUAGCUUGUAUAUUACGAAUAUCUACCAACGUAUCACAUAAUUCAUGACUUAAACGAAUAUUUCAUGAGUUAAUCAAUAGAUUUUGCCCUUUUGGCAAAUACGGCUGCCAAGUUUCAGAUUACUAUUCACAUAGUCGGCUAUCCAUAGUUGUUUUAUAAUAAUAUACUUCUAUAGUAAUCUUUAUUGUUGCGCUCUAUUAUUGUUUCGACGAUAGUAAUAAUGAUAAUAUAACAAUAUAAUGCGCGUAUGUGGUUUUUAAUUAAAUAUUACUAUUAUUAUUAUAUUGUAUGCGGUUUUUAAGGAUAUUACUCUUGUACGAAAAGGACGGUCGGUCGAGUAACAAAAAUUAAUAAUUUAUUAUAUCAUAUUGCUUUGGCGGUUCGUUGUUUGGAAUCAAUUAUAUUAUUAUUUUUUUUUUUUAAUAAUAGUCCGCCGAUCGAUAAUAUUAUGAUGUUGAUGAUCAUGUUGGCCAUCGCUGUGUAUUACAUAUUUUAAGUGCAUACCUAUUAUUGUUAUUAUUUUUAUUAUUAUUAUUAUUAUUAUUAUUAUUAUUAUUAUUAUUAUUAUUAUUAUUAUUAAGGCCGAGACGAAAAUAGCAUCGGGAAAAAGAAAUUAUUAUUAACGUUAAUAUUGCGCUAAGAAAAUGUAAUAAUGAAAAACUCUGAACGCCUGACUUGGAGGAAAGUGUUAAUUUAGUUUAUCCAAUUUACUUUGAGAUUACAUAAAUGUGCAGCCGCUAAAAUAUACGCAGGUACCUACUACAGCCUACAGAUUAAUUAAAUUUCUUGUUUUAAAAUUAAUAAAGUAAUAUUCAUUAUCGAUAACAAAACAUUUUUGUAGAAAAAAAAAAUGCAUAUAUGCUUGUUUAGAGGAAAAAUUAUGUGUAAUAGACCGAAUGAAAUUAUGACGGCUAUUGACAUCUCUUAGUAAUGUAAUAUUAUUGCAACCAAAGAAAAACGUCAAAUUUUCUAAAAUCCUUUCGUAAAGUAUAAUAAUAUAGUGGUAAUAAAAUAAUAAUUUGUCGAUAUCAAAUAGAAACGAAUAUAGUUUACAAACGUUACAAAAUAAUGAUUGUCCAUAUGUACAAUAUGGUCAAUAGUCGAAAUUUAAAAAAAAAAAAAAAGAAUUAGUAAAAAAUAUAUGUCCAAUGUACACAAUUUUCAUGACAUUGAAAUCCAAAAAAUAAUGUUUAAGUUUAACAGAUUGGUAAGUUCAUUUAAAUUUACAAAUAUUAUAAGAAUGUCCAAACAAAUUAAGUCAUCAGUAACUUGAUAUUACGUUUUAUCUAUGACAAUGGUUAUCUAUUUUACGUGAAUAUGUUUUGUUGUUGUUUUUAGAAAUUCAAUUUAAAAUUGUUAACUUAAAUACAUAUUUCAAAGUACUUGGCCAUUGGACAAUAUCGUAGUUAUGUUUAUUUUUUUAUAUAGAGCUUUCCUUUUUGAAUAUUUAAACUAGAUAAUGGACGUUUUAUUUACAGAACAUUUAUAAAUGUUUGAACCAAAAUAAUGUUAUGCAUUAUUUUUUUUUCCAAGCGAUAAUCGUAUAGACCCUUGUUACUUAACCCUAUUUUACAACUUAACAUAAUAUUAUUUUCACUCUGUUCGGCCGCAUAAAAUACAAAUAUAUUGCCGAGCCAAUCGGCUACCGUAUAAGCAAUAUUCCAACAAUCAUAUACUAUGACAGAUAUCGAUUUUAUAAAAAUGUUUUAUUACACAUUUAUACCUACAUUAUAAUACUAUUAAGAUAUUGAUCCCCUCACGGGUUAUUUGUUAUUAUUAUUAUUAUUAUUAUGCAAUAAAAAUUGUUAUUAUUAUAGGCUUAUAUUUUAUUUUAUAUAUUUUUGUAUAUACAUAUGUAUUAUAAAUUAUACUGUCAUAAAAUGUAUUCGGAAUGUUACAAAGUACCGAACUUAUACAACAUGUAUACGGGUAUAAUGUAUAUGGUAAAUAAUAGGUACCUACCCGACUGCAGUUCAAUUGAACCUUGUAUAAUGAAUACUCCAUGUCACACAAACUGUGUUGAGCCUUAUCUAGAUUUUAAUUAUCUUUUAUCGUAUACAGACAAAUAUUGCCAAGUUAUCUAAAUGUUUAUCUUAGAUAAAAAUGGUACUUAUUUAGAUAUAUGUAUCCAAAUAAAUUAUUGUGUAUAGGUAUAGAAGUAUUAUUUUCAAUAAAGCUUGAUAUUGACGAGUUGAAAACUUAAAAUUAUGUUAAAAAAUUAGGUUACUUAUAACCGAUUCCAGAGUCGGAUUUAGGGGGAUAUUUCCCGUGUAUAGGUGUCCUCAAAACCCCUCGCCUCGCUCAGAAUCUAAAAACAUUGUUUUAUAUAAGUAAGUAAAUUGAACUUCAUAACAAAUAUUAUAGUAUACGUAUUACACAUUAGUUUGAUAAUUUGUAUAUUAUUAACAUCUAAUAAGAUUAUAAAAUGUAAUCAUUGUUUUUCGAAAACUGUAACUGUUUUUAUCUAAAACAAUUAUAUGAUUAUCCAUUAGCUAUUAUCUAGAUAAUAUUAGCCAAUUAUUCAUCUUUUAUCUUUAUCAAGACUGUAGAUUUUUGAUGGUUUAUAUAUUAUUUAUUUUAUCCAGGUAAAUGUUUACUAUCUGUGUCUCAACACUGUCACAAAAUUUAAUGUACAAUAAUAACAUUGAAACAAUAAUAUUCGGCAACUUACUGUCUUUCUAUAAAAUAUGCAAAAUGCUUUCAAUACAUAUCUACAGAUAAUAUUAGAACUAUCGUUUAACAUAAUAUUAUAUACAUAUCAUUGCAGGGCCCCCAGUUGAGGUCGGAGUCACCAUGUAUGUUCUCAGUAUAAGCUCCGUGUCCGAAGUACUAAUGGUACACACAUAUUAUGAAUGAUUAAUUAAUUAUUAUAAUAAUAUUACUUUUUAAUACCUAUAUAUUUCGUUUUGAUAUAAUAAUUAUAUUAUAAUCAAUGUUUUUUUUUGUUUUUUUUUUUUUUGUUUUUUUGAAGAGUGUUCUACAUAUUGUUAUUAAGUGUAUACCUUGAUGUCUUUUCGUUUUAUUAUAUAUAUUAUUUUUUUAAGCUGUAUGUUUUACCAAAUUCGUCCUUUAUUAUUUAUACCUAUAUAUAAUAUAUGGUACUGAUGCUUUUUUGCUUCUUCGUUUGAGAAUCUAAUAAUGAAAAGAACUUAAAAAAAAAAUAAUAAUAAUAAUAUAAUAUAUUUAUUAAAAAAAAAAUAUAUAUAUAUAUGUGUGUGUGUAUGUAUAUAUAUAUAUUGCGUUACAAUAUUAUAUAAUAAUAAUAAUAAUAAUAAUAAAAGUACGAGACAACACUACAAUAAUAUAAUAUAUUAUUAUAAUAAAUGAUUAUAUGUAUUUCAAAAAAAAAAAGGAACUAAAUGACGUUCCCUGCAUGCAAAUCCGUUGCUUUGCCAACCGGUGCCACUCCCUAACAUUAGCAACGUUUGCAUUCGUCGUCGUCGUCGUAUAUUACGAUAUAAUAAUAUUAUAGUCACACCUGUGACCGGGGGAAAAAAUAAAAUGCUCAAAAUCAGAGUCAGUCAACAACAUUUAUACAUUAUUACGUAUACAGAACCCUUUUCAAAAGUAGCCACGUAUUUGUGGUUAUCUAUAUUACAUAUAGACUUCCAAACAUACCUGUAUGUAUUAUUAGGUAUACCCAUCGUUUUUCGCAUUAUUUUUCGACACGUCGUCACUGUCGUCGCGAAUUCGUUAAUUUUUCUAAUAAACACAAAAACUCGUUUAAUUUAUAAUGAAUAUUUUUAAAUAACGAUAUUAUCUAUACCGUGCGAUACCCAUCUGCAGCAUCACUGUUCAUAAUAAUAAUAUGGCUGUAUCAGUGAUGUAGCAACACAUUUUAUGUAUAAAGGUACGCACGAUAUAAUAAUAUGCAAUAUAUACUGCAAAUAAUAUGACUUAUAUACAAUACACUUAACGUAGCUCUAGCUGUUCUUCUGUAAAUUCAAUUUAGACAGUUUUCCGCCGCUUGUCUGUAUACACGCGAGUAUCGGUUCCAUUAUCGUUACCACCGCCUAGUGCGCAGAUAAACAUUCUAUAUGUGUGCAAUAUCGAAUUUUCCAAAGAGAAUCGAUUUCGAAAAUAGUCGUAUCACACACACACCGUCCGCCGCUUUUGACGUUUUAUUAUUCCAUGGACAGGGUACCUAUGAUACGCUCAGACUAUCAUUACAAUAAUAAUUAUAAUAAUAAUAAUAAUAAUAUUUAGAACGUGUUUAUGUUAAGGAGUCUCCCGGUUGGUCCAGCGUUCGUUUGCAUUAUAAUUUAUCCCGUAUAUAAUAUAUAUUCAUAAUGUUACACACAACACCGAGACGUGUGACCCUAUAAGCCCGUGUUUCCGUGUGAGAUAAUUAUUCAAAAUUCGGAUUUAUACUAUGCAAUAGACACUAAUAAUCAUAAUAUUAACGAAUAUUUGUACUGCGAGUACAUUUAAAACGCAUAAUUACCGAUAUAUUGUAGCACGUUGUUUUCCAGUAAAAAAUUGCCUUAAAAUAUACUAAAUAAAAUGCAAUAAUUAUAAUAUUGUAUAGACGUUAAUUUGUCGUAUUAUAUACAAAGUCCUUGAGUUAUGAUUACAUAAUGGUUUAAGUUUUGUUAUUGGCAUAGGCUUAUAAAUUAUAAUAGUUUGACCAUACAUUAGUAAAAUAUUGUGAAGACAACACGUCAUGUGCAAGAGAGAUUGAUAACUUUUUCAAUGAGGUUAUAGGUAUAUCAUAGACUAGUGGACCACUUCUUGAACAUGUUCAAAAAUCAGAUGACAUCUGAUAGUAACCAGAGACAUCCAGGAAAAAAAAAAAGAAAACUUUCACGUUUUUUCCAUGAAAAUCAUCGAUUUAUCAUUACGAAUUCUAACUCAUCAAGUGUACAUCGUGAAUUAUCAUAAAUAUUAUUAUAAAUAAGGUAUAAAGUUCAAUUAUCUAUACUUACUGUUUUGAUGGAAAAAAAAAAAAGAAAUAGGUAGUUAUUUUUUUCUUCCCGGAUACCCCUUUUUGUGUAUAGUAUGUCCUCUGACCAAUAAUCAUUUGCAACACGGUCCAUUGGUAAAUAAGUCUAUGGGUUAUGUAUAAUUAUAUAAUACUCCUUGACAAUUUAUUGAUAUAACGAAUUGAAUACUAAUGAACAAAACGUUGAAAAAAAUUUUAAUUUACCUCCAAAUUCAACGAUUAUUGUUAACGAAUAUUCAAUUGUUAUUUAUUUAUUUUCUUUUAGUAUGUUUACUCGUUAAGAAUUUUGCCACCAUUUCUCUACCUCGCCACCUGUCCUUAUCUAAAACAACCUCUCUUUAGUCUUCAAAUUCGAAGGAUUUUAAAUCUUCUACUACAUCAAACCAUCUUAACAAUUGUUUUUAAUUAUCAAGGAAUAUUAUAAAAUUGAGUACGUAACCGCAUAAAAAAAUCAACUCUCAUAGUCACACACUUAUUUUGGCUUCAACGUAUUUACACGGGACAAUUCAAUUGUAUAGAUUCUAUUGUAUUGUCGUAUAGAAAAUUUGUGAAGUUAAUUUUAAAUUUAUAACAGUACAAUAUAAUCGAGGACUUUGGUCAUGUUAAAAGAAUAUUAAGAACAUAUUUUAAUCUUUCAAUCAUUUACCUAUUACAAUUAUACCAUUACAAAAUACGCGUCAAAUUUCAAACAUUCCUUAUUUAUACGUACAUUUUUAAAUUGAAAAUAAAAUGGAACUAUUUAUAAUAUGCCUACUCGGUUAUAAUAUAUACGGCGGGCCGUUUAAAGGGGCGAAACGUGCGCAGUAUUAUAUAUUACUUUUGCGAAGUAGUGAAAUAAUAAUAUAUCGUUUUUGGCGUUUCGAUAGGUUUUUUUUUUUUUUUUUUUUUUGUUGUAUUUUGAUGUGAUUUUCUACCGCGGCGUCCUCUCGAACCGUAUUUGCUAUUCGAAAUCCAAACGUCCGUCGGUAUAGGUACAAAAUAAUAUAUACUCGUAAAAAAAAAAAAAAAAAAACCGAAAACAAAACAAAAAUAAAUAAAUAAAUGAAUAAAUAAAUGAAUGUAAAAAAAAAAAAAAAAAACCGAAUGCAUAAUUUAUGACUUGGAUUAUAUACAUUCUAUAUAUAUUUACUAUACUGUAUAUAUAUAAAUGUGUAUAUAUAUAUAUAUAUAUACAUAUAUAUAUAUAUUCACUAUACAGUAUACAUAUAUAUAUAUGGGAAUGUAUUUUAUAUAUUAUUGUUGUUUGUGUGUGUGCCGUAUUUCGAUUAGAGACACACAAAGCUGCGGAAUACCCAAUGAAGUUACGCGGGAGUGUCGGCGGAGAUGUUUUGCAUGUUUUGCUCGGCUAGACGCGGGUUCGGUUAGGCGGCAUCGGCCGGUUAAGUUAUACUUAUAGACUUACCUCAGGUACAACACUAUACGCGCCCAAUAUAUUUUUUUCCCUUAACGUCCACCGGGCGUUUAGGGGGCCACAAAUAAGUCUUAUGCUUUCCCAGGCGCAUAAUUGAUUUGACCCCUCCCCCCCGGAAACAGAUGUACCUUACCUAUACACCGCAUACUUACUUAUAUAUUGUAUAUUUUAAACAAAGUUUACGCACAACGACCUUUGUGUACCUAUAUAUAUAUAUAUUUAAUACAAGUAUAAGUACAUAUACUACGCCGCAGUGCGUUAAUGCCUUAAUGGGAAACGGGCCAAAUAACCGCGAAAUGUGACAACUGGAGAAAGGGCAAACUUUUUUUUUUUUAUUUCUUUUUUGGAAUACCUUCCAAAAGCUCUUUUUUUUCGUUAAAAAGGUCAUGUCGAAAAUGUUUCCGAUUCAACAUUUUUAUUUUUAAUCAUAUAGAUUCACGUCGGAUUUAACAUCACAUUAUUUCAUAGAUACGGGAAUGUUAUUAUAUUAGGUAUACACGGGUACUGCUAGUCUAUGUAGAAAAAACCAAAAAUAUAAUAUUAAAAUGUAAUGUAGUAACACGUAAAGUACAAUAUUUUAUAGUAAACAAUUAUAUAGAUACAUCGGACGGAAAUAGUUCACGAAGAUCAGUGUUAUUAAAAAUUUGACGUAGUUGGGUAAAAAAUUAUUUUAAGGUUUUUUUUUUUUUUUUAAUUAUAAUAUUAAAUGAUAAUUUAUAUAUUUGGCUCAAAUGUAGUACCUUAAAAAUACUGUACAUCAUUAUUAGAAGACUGGUUAUAAUACCCAUAUAUGGGUUAUUUAGAUACACUUAUAGAGUAUAAUAUUGUCAUAUUAUAGCGAUCGACAAUGGAAUAAUAAUAUACUCAUACUAUUGUUUAUUCCUGACAUUUAUUAAAUAUUUUCACAACAUUUAAUUUUCAUAUAAUGUUAUUGAUAAGCCGUGCUAGCCGACAAAUGGUGCAUGGUAAAUAAUUAAAAUUGCAUGUUCAACGCAUGUUAUAGAUAGACUGCACGACACGCAAAAUUUGAAUAUCACUGUUGUAUAAUUUGUAAAAAAAAAAAAAAAAUGGGUUUUCCCCAGAAGUAUGUCAACCUUUGGCGUGCGAUUUUUUUAAAAUUAUUUAUUUAGGCUUGUUGCAUGUACAUAUUUUUAAAUAUAUCUGUAUAUACCUACCAUACGAAUAAUAAAAAAAAAAAAAAUAUAUAGUUUCUUAAUAACAUAAUAAAUAAUUAUUUUAAAUUUAAUAUUAUACAUAAAUACGUCAUAUUAAUACAUAAUAGUUUAUACACUUCGAGUAAAUAUCAAUAUUUUUCAUUAAAAACAGAAAUAACAUUAUUUAACAUUCAUUUUUUUUCUAUUUUUAUUAUUAUUAAAAUAGCGUAGAAAAUCAUUAACAUGUUGAGUAUUUAAAACGUUUCGGUUAAUAUUUUCAAAUAAAUAAUAAUAUAAUAUUACCUGUGUUUUCGAUUUGUUCACCAUUUCAGUGAAAUAUUAUACUCGAAACAAUAUUAUAUUAUGCAUUUUAAAAUUAUAACCUAAAAAGUUUGAAAUACUCAAUUAAAAAAAAAAAAUAUAAUAUAUGUAUAAAUAUUAAUUUUUUAAAUUUAUUAUAGGACUUUACGUUAGAUUUUUAUUUCCGGCAAUUUUGGACCGAUCCCCGGCUGGCUUUCACGAAACGUCCGGGAGUAGAAACGCUUUCUGUGGGAUCGGAAUUCAUCAAAAACAUUUGGGUGCCCGACACGUUCUUCGUCAACGAGAAACAGUCGUAUUUUCACAUAGCUACCACCAGCAACGAAUUUAUAAGGAUACACCAUUCGGGAAGCAUAACGAGAAGUAUUCGGUAAUAAUAAUAAUAUUAUGAUAAUUAUUUGCUGUAUAAUCGAGAGCCACAUAAUAUAUUAUAUUGUUAUUAUGUAAAUGUAUAAAAAUAUGUUAUAUUUAUAGCAGACCCUGAAAAGUUUGUUAAAAUUAUAACCAAGUUCACGAAUUUGUUAAUUUUUUUUUAAAUUAAUUCGCUUAGGUUCAAAUUUUGUAAAUAAACAUAAGUUCUUUAAAAGUUAAUUUCAAUAUUGAUUUCCAUUAACUUUAAUUUUACGUAAAGUAUCAGUGAUUUUGUUCAAUAUCAUAAUAUUAGAUUUGAAGUACAUUGAUUUACGUUAGUAAUCUCAAGGGGGCAUCACAGUGGAACUUGCGAUCUCUGGUGAAUUUCUCUAGCAAAACCGAUUAAAUUAUUUGCUUAAAUUCACAAUUUAUUAUUUUUGAAACCCGAAAUAAAAAAAAAAAGAAAGAUAACGUACCCUAUUAACGACUUGACCUUAUUAAAAAUAGUAACUUAAAUAAAAUACGAACUUAAUUCACCUUUCGUUCAUUAUACAAAACUUGUACUUUGAACACGGACAAACGAGUUCACAUGAACUCCAUUCUAACUUCAUUUCGACGUCUGAUCUAUAAUUUGUGCACCUCAAAUGUACGUACGCAUCACAAAUACAACUACACUAGCUAGAUAUUAGGUAUUUCGCGAACUUAAUACUUUCAAAGAGAAAAAUCAUAAAAAAAAAAAUUUAAAUUCAAAAAUUAUAAAAACCCUAUACCAGCUGCUCUUUAUGGGCUGAAUAGAUAAAAAGUAGACAAAGAUCUUUCUCCUGUGUAAAAUUCCAAAAAUGCAAAGUUCAUCAAGAACGGAAUAAUACUGUAGAUUUUUACAUAGAACGGAUAAACAGACAUACAGACAGAAUUUCAGUUCCGAAAAUAUUUUCAAUUUCACGGAGACAAACAUAGAACCAUGAUAAUAUUUUUAGGCUUAAAAGACUAAAAUUUCAAAAAUAUCUCCACAUUUAUCUUCCUUAAUUUCAAAGUUUUCUCCGGCCUCCUUUUACUUACACUUUCCGGUGUCUCAAAACUAUGGAUUCAAAAUAAUCCGGUAUAUAAUUUAUGACGUUAAUAUCCCAGAUGAACUCCCAGCACUACGAAAUAGCAAGUUAGAUUUAUUUGCUGCAAGUGUAAUGUAUUAAGUUGCAAUAUGUAUUACAUAAUAUAUUAUUCUGCAAUACGUAAAUAUAAUACUCAGAGUUUUUGUUAAAUUUAAGGACUUUGUAGUUUGUGUAUUAUUUAUUAUUACGGAACAACCGCUAAAUAGCACGUCUAAGUGUCACAUUUUUCAUUAUUACAAUAAAAUGUGUCUCUUCAACUGACCUCCAGCCUAUAAAAACACGGCAUUGAUAAUAAUAUUGUCUAUCGAUAAUAAGUGCUCGUGCACUUUGGGCGAAUGUUCAAAUUACAUUAUUAUCAUUAUAUUAUACACGCGGACCCCGUCGGGUGUAACCCGAUACACGAGUAGUCCCCGAAGAACAGCACUACUUGUAUUAUAUAAUAUAAUACCUAUAAUAGCUGUAUAAUAUUGACGGCACUAUAAUAACUUUUUGUACAAUAUGUUCGAUGUUGUAGUUUGACAAUUACUGCGUCUUGCCCCAUGAACCUGCAGUACUUCCCGAUGGACCGACAACUGUGUCACAUCGAAAUCGAGAGCUGUAAGUGUCUUACAUAUUAGUAACUAUAACAAUAAUAAACAAAACGAUGAUAGUAUACGAAAUUCGUCAAUAAAACGAAAAAAAAAAAAAAAAAUGUAAUUAAUUAAUUAUUUAAAUAUUAUAUAUUAUCUAUCUAUUUGUAUUAUACUAAUUGUUUCUUGUUGAUUUCGGUGUCCUUCUACCCCAUAAACAGCACUGAGUCACGUGCCCGAGGAGAAGGACCAGGCACAUCGCACGACUACUAAUUUUCACCCGCGGGUAACGAACGCGAACGAAUAUAUUAUAUCGUCAGAAAUAUUAAUUACAUGUUUCCUUUGGCAAUAAUUAUAAUAAUUUCUCCAAACACGCACCACACGACAUAAUAAUUUAAUAUUACGAUAAUACAAAAUCUGUAAAAGAAAACUUUUAUUACAAAAGCUGCACAAUUAAAUGUAUAUUUUAAUACAUACACACACACACACACACACACAAACACACGCAACGACGCUUAUCUAUACAAACUUGCUAUCGCGUAAAUUUUCACGCGUCACACUUUUUCUUUGAGACGACUUUGAGUGACGUGUGACAUUCUGUACUGAUAAUUUUUGUCACAUUUUCACAGUCGGUUAUACGAUGCGUGAUAUCCGGUACAAAUGGAACAGUGGUUUUAAAUCGGUCGGGAUUAGCAACGAGGUGCAGUUGCCGCAGUUCCGGGUUCUCGGGCACAGGCAGAGGGCCACCGAAAUUAACCUAUCUACAGGUAGAUUGACAUGACCUAACCAUCACACGUGCGAUUUUUUUUUUUUUUAACAAUUAUAUAUAGAUUCGAACAAUAACCAUAAUAAUUGUUUACCUAUGCGUAUAUAAUAACGCGAAAGCCAAAGCUUAUACUAUUAUAAUAUUAUAAAGUCCCCUCGAUCGUUAACGAUACCUACAAAACUAUAUAGCGCGUGCCCGUGACGUGAUGGGUGGGUCUUGAGCUCUAAAAACAGGUUUAAACGUUAGGGAUGUGUUUGAAUGAUUUCCCAGUUGGUUAUACGAUGCGAGAUAUUCGAUAUAAAUGGAAUGAGGGACCAAACUCGGUGGGCGUCUCCAACGAAGUGUCUCUGCCACAGUUUAAAGUGCUGGGACAUCGGCAAAGAGCUAUGGAAAUUAGUCUAACAACAGGUAAUGUUUGGAAAAACAACUACUUCCGACGCAAGUAUUGAAUCUCUUGUAUUAUAUUUAUUAAAUCAAUCCCUACAUAUAAAUAUAUGUAUAACAAAAUUAAAAAAAAGUUUUGUUUUAAUAAUAGCGUUUGUAUCCGUAACCUAUAUUAAAUGUAUUUGUGUUUUGGAGUCGACGUAUAGAUGUUAACAUUGAUUAUAAAUACUACAGAUCGCUCACUGGCCCGUUUUACGAUGGGAUUAAAUAAAACUCUCGAUGGAUGGUGAUUAAUAUGAUACAUGUAUGAAGAAUGUGACUUGUAAUACAGUGACAGAGCAAGAUUUUUUCAGCUUUUGUCCAGGGCCGACAAUUUUUUGUGUAAAACUUGCAUAUUCAUAAUAGCUUUCAAGUUUACCAAUGAAAAUAAUGUUUUAUUGAAAAAUUGUUGAACACAGUCCUUAUCGACUUUAUCACUCCCCCUUUUUUUUCCAACGGUCUAUCGACGGAACGUUUUUUUUUGGUAAUAUUUUGCGCAGAUUUACAAUUUUUUUUUUAAGGAUCUCAUGUUUAGCAACUUUUUUUUGUGAACUAUUCAUACUUUUUAUACUAUUCAUAACUUCUUGAGGACGCAUAAAAUCGAUUAAAAACAAUAGGUAAUUUCUCAUAGUUGGUGUUAUUGAUAACGAUGGGCUGUUUUCCGGGAAAACUAAAGAAGACUAUCUAAAUUUGCCACUUUCAUACGUACGUACCGGUGUUAAUACUUUUAAAAUACUUUGAAAUUUUAAAUGGAAGAUACAGUUUGAGUUUGCACAAAAGAAAUAAGCCAAUGGUAAGAUAAUGCUGACGAGUGGAUCACCAUUAUAUCUGUAAGCAACUACAAACAAUUGCAAAUGAAAGACGAUUCAGAGCGCGAUUCGGUUAUACUUACUAACAUAUUUUGAAAAUAGUGCGGGUAACCACAGAAGUAAAAUCGUGAAAUCUUACAAUUUUCUCUCGAAUACUGUUUCGAAAAAACAUGUUCGAUAUUUUUUAGCAAGAUUUCUAGGAGAAAAAGUGCUUAUACAGAAGAAAAAUAAAAGAGAAAAUUAACAUCAUUGUAAAACCAAUACAUUCCUCGCUAUGCUCUGAAUUUAAAAUAUUUUUGAUGCAUUUUAAAAUACCUACAUUUAUAAUAUUACAUUGAAAAAUGUAUUUUUUAUAACAAUUCAAUGUUUCGAUAGAAUCUAGAGGCGUUAAUUUAUAAGUAGUUAAAAAAGGUAUAUUAAAUUAUAUUUCGAUCCCCAUAUAUUAUCUUAAAAUAUGUCUCUUUAGAUCUUAGAAUCUCUUUAGAAUCUAUUUAGAUUCUGGGUGAAGCGAGGAAUGUAUUGGUUUUACAAUGAGAUAUUUUUUUCAGCGAACAACUUAUCUACCAGAAAUUUUACUUUGAUGUACGAAGUGUAGUUCCUUUUUGAAAGGAAAUUUUUUCUAAUUAGUGCAAGAGAGGUCAAUUUUUGAUUUUCCAAAAAGUUUUCAAAAUACUUCGGAAAAACCCAAAAGAAAAUUAAAGGUAAAACAGCAAACGUUGUGGCAACGUUGCGUCUCAAAUUGAUUAUUUUAAUUUUUGCAAACGAUAAUUUCUACCAAAAAUCGAAAAACGAUAAGUGAUCAAUUUUAUUUCAUUUAAUAUUUAUCCACCGACAGAAAUAAUAAUUUUUCAAUAUCUAAAGUAGUUUAUAAUAAUUGGGAAAAAUCAAAGAAGAUGAAAUAUGCGAUUUUUUUUUUUUUUUUAAAGUUAGGGUCCAACAAUUUCAUUAUUUAAAAUAUGUAAGAUUAUAUUUUUUUACCAGAAAUCUGAUAUGAUUCAAAAUUAGAAUAUUUUCUGAAAGAAAAAGAAAAUAGUCAUUUUAUUUUUCGUUUAAUUUUUCUAAUAACUACGAAAAACCAAAAAAAUAAAAAAUGUAGUUAAUACGGUAAGGAAGACAGUAUUUUGUUUUUUCGCUGUUAUUCGGUAAACAAUAAUUAUUGAAUUUCGUAAAUGUGGUAAAAAAUUCUAGCUAUUUUUAGACUAUCUAUAGGUAUUUUAUAUUUUCGUAUUUUUAUAUGUAUUUUUGUUUGGUAUCUGUUAUUAAAAUUAUAUGACUUAAGAGAAAUGCUUGAAAAUUUAACAUGAGGUAUAUAAUAAGUUGUAAUUAGUGUUUUAAAAAAUAUACCACUAAAUGAAAAUAAAAAUAUUACCACUAGUAAUAGGCAGUAUUAUUUGUAACAAUACCCAUUUAUAAUCAAUUAUAAUAUUAAUUUCAAUGCCGCGUGUUGACGAAGGCCGGUUAGAAGAGAAAUGAAUGCGACACUAGCGCAAUCCGCCAAUACUAACCGAGCGACUGCAGUGCUUUAAAGCGUUAUCCGCCAAUUGUUGCACCACCGAAAACCCGGCCAGUGAGCGAUAAAUAGUAUUUAUAAUCAAUGAUAUUAGUAAACAUUAGAGAUUAUACUAUACUUAACAAACAAUAUAACUCAAUGCAAAUAUUAUAUUUUACUAAGCGGUUUUACCAAUACAGUAUCAUAGUAUUAUAUAUAAAUCUGACGAAUCGGUUUUCACGUCCGCCUUUCAUUUCCUAGGUAAUUAUUCGAGACUGGCGUGCGAAAUCCAAUUCGUAAGAUCGAUGGGCUACUAUCUCAUCCAAAUAUAUAUCCCCAGCGGGCUGAUCGUCAUCAUAUCUUGGGUGAGCUUUUGGUUGAACCGAAACGCCACCCCGGCCAGAGUCGCGCUGGGCGUGACAACCGUGUUGACCAUGACUACGCUUAUGUCUUCCACCAACGCUGCGUUGCCCAAGAUAUCGUACGUGAAAUCCAUUGACGUGUACUUGGGCACGUGUUUCGUCAUGGUUUUCGCGUCACUUUUAGGCAAGUAAAACAAAUUGCGACGCGAUAACGCAGUGUAGUUUACUGGAAUUAUACGCUUUCAAAUGGUUUUACGUUUUAUUAUCUCAUGUUGGCUAUGUAGAAUACGCCACUGUCGGGUAUAUGGCGAAGAGGAUACAAAUGCGGAAAAAUCGUUUUCUGGCCAUACAAAAGAUUGCCGAACAGAAGAAAGGAGUAGGAGUUGGAGGAGUAGGAGUGGGUGUGGGAGUAGGACACCAUGACACGCACGGUCGCAGUCACUCGCACCUCUCGCAUAAUCAUGGCCACGGGUCGAUACAAGGUCACGGGACUUUGUCCGGUCACGGGACCAUGUCAGGCCACAGUGCAUUAUCGCACGGUAUAUCGGGACACAGCAUACCUGCUCACGGGACGAUAUCCGGCCACGGCUACGACGGCCACAGACUCAGUCACGGUGGCCACGGUGGCACCAUGCCGGUUUCGAUUAUGUCCGGGGAUAUAGACCACGCGCACAGACAAACUGUAAGCGUCGUUGUAACAACAAUGUUUUUUCCGACCCGUCUUCCCCCCCCCCGAAUCUUUAAUUUUCUUUAUAUAAAGUCGGAUUUUCAUAAGGACAUAGUAAUCGGCCGAGUUACUAUAAUAAAUUGCUAAAUCGAGUACUCAAUCAUAUCUAUUCACAGGUCAGUAAAAUUGACUUAUAUUGUAAGUUCAUAUACAUAUUAGUAAUGUAUUUUUGUAAAAAAUAAAUUGAAAAAAACAGGUUGAUCUAAAUAUUCGAAAAUCGCACUUUGAUCGAGUGAUUCAAUAAAACAGGAAAUAGAAAAGGAAAAAUAAUUUGGACAAGAAUAUGAAUUGAGAUGUUCAGAGAUUUCCUCUUGAGUUAACAUGCAAAAGAUGAUGUGACACAGAUCACACGAGAAUGAGUCUCUCGACAUUAAAUACUUUAUAUUGUUAAAUAGACACUAGGUAACAGUGUUAAUUCAUUGAUAACGCAUUUCACUAACGCCAGUGAUGUCUAAAUUGGUUUAGUAUAUAAACGAGUGCCACUAGUAGCACGUCGCACUCGGCUGAAAAAAUAGAACCGUUUUUUAAUAGCUCAACUAAAAUAUUUAAUCUAAAAUCAGCACUGGAAUUAUUACUUUAUAAUUGACCAUAUUUAAAACAACUUUAGCAAUUUGUUUUAGUAACUUGCCUACUCUGCGUACUAUCCAAGUGUAAACCCGGUAUAACGUUAUUCCCCCUCCCUCUAACUGAUCCACGCAGUGCCCCUUGUAAGUGAUUCCCGUUUGUUCCAGGAGGUACGAUUCAAGGCUCACGAUUCAAAGAACUAUCUGAAAGGCGGUUCGUUGGAGAACACAAUCAACAACCGGGGAGACGACGACAUCACGCCGUUACCGCCGCAACAUAUUAUGCAUCCCAACAAAGAUAUAAACAAACUCUACGGAAUCACGCCCAGCGACAUUGACAAGUAUUCCAGGAUCGUGUUCCCGGUGUGCUUCGUUUGCUUCAACCUCAUGUACUGGAUCAUAUACUUGCACAUCAGCGACGUGGUCGCCGACGAUCUAGUACUGCUCGAAGCGGACUAGGCACGUUAUGCGAUAAUUAUUAAGGCUCACGGUGGUUUUCAGACUUCAUUGACAACACUGUCAAAACGACUAACAUAAAAACUACUUUUUAUCUAGGUUUAGUAAAGGCUCAAUGAAGUAUACAACCCCAAGUAUAUAUAAUAAUAUGACGUUUAGUAGUUGAACUAUUAUUAAUAUACACAAUAAUAAUAAUAACGUAGGUUGGUACAUGUUUAGAUCUAGACAAAAUUUGUAUGUCUGCAGGGUCUUUCACGUAAUUCGUAGGUUGCUAAUAAACUACGCACACGAAAUCAACCGAAGAAAAUUUACUGAACGAUAAAAAAACCCUUCGGUUUUAAUGUUUUUUUUUCCUAACCUCCUUCCCCUUUUCCUCUUGAGAUUUAUUUUAACGCGUGAGUUAUAAUACACUUCCGACAUUAACGUCUUACGUCUUUAUCUAUAAACAUAGUAUUAGACUGAAAUGUAAGUAUAGGUAUAAACCGACAUUUAUUAUAGUCCACAUUUAGGUAGAUAUCGUCGUAAUAUACGAAUGCCGGUUAUCUCGAAGUAAAAUGUUUUACAUAUUAUUAUACGGUUAUUGCGUGUAGUGGAAAUUUUCCCCGAGGUUUUUUUAUUAUUAUUAUUAUUUUAUAUUUUAUGUAUCGACGGGAUAUAAAUGACAAUAUUAUAAUAUGUAGGUAUCUUUAGGUAUUAUUUUACUUGGCGUUGUAUUAGAGUUGAAAUAUUUAUUAAAGUUACUUUAUGAGACACCUAUAAUAUACUAUGAUUACAAUACUGUUAUUCUGAUCGAUAUUUUAGUGUUCGUUUAUACAUAAGAUACUUAUUGUUAGGGUAUAUUAUUGCCGUUUUACACAAAACUUCGUCAAUAUCGAUUAUAUAUUUUCUAUUCGCAAAGAUUUCGCAUUAUACGCGUACAAUAUAACUAUAAAGUUUUUUUUUUCCCCAAGCAAUUAAAAAAAAUAAAAAAAAUAUAGCGAUAGAGUAAGAUAAAGUACUUCUUUUUCGUCCGACUUUCAGUUUUACAAUGCACGUUAACGCAAAAAUAUGACGCUACACUUAUUAUAUAUUAUAUUAUAUUAUUGUAUUAUAAAAAAAAUUGGUUGUGAGAAUUUCGGGAAUAAUAAUAAUUAUAUUAACCGAUCGGUAUAAAUUACGCGUUUUUUAAACUUCUUCCACUCUUACCCUUGCACAAAAAUCUUCGACUAUACGAUAUAAUAUUUAAUCGUCAUUCAACAAAUAUUUUAAUAUUACGAUUAUAUUAUUAUAACAUUAUAUACUUAUUACGAUGCCGAUUAUUAUCGUUAUUAUUAUUAUUAUUGAUAAAUAAAUAAUAAUAAUAACAAUAAUAAUAAAAAGUUAACUAUUUGUAGCGUUUUAUACCAAAUGUAAUAAAAAAAAAAAAUUUAAAUAAACUUGUAAUAUAAAACUGAAGUGGCAUAUUCGUAUAUUAUAAUAAUUACAAUACAUGGAUAUUUGAAAUUUAUUUAUUAUUAUAGUUAACAUUUCAGAGUUGUUUUCAUUGAAAAUGAAUAGCUCAUUCGAUUUUAACUCGUAUCUAUAUAAUAUUAUAAUAUUAUAUGAUUGUAGGUUAAAUUAAAAAGGAACAAAAAUUAAACAGAUAACGCAAUUAUUAUUAUUAUUUUCGAUUAUUGAUUUUUUUUUCACCCAUAAGAAGGGACACGAUUUUGAUUUCUUAAAAUUAUUUUUAUAAUAAAUGACAAAACUAUAAUAAAUACGCAUGUACAAAAAAAAAAAAAAAAAAUUAAAUUAAUUAUAAAAUUAAUUAUUAUAUAAUAUUACGAUAUAUAAAUUGAAAUAUUUUAUAUAGGACAGAAUAUACAUAAUAUACAUUAUGAAUACUUUUUUACAACACUUUUAGUGAUAACGAUAUCAUUGUGUUUACUGGGGGUUGGUGGCAUGUCGAGACUCCGACAGCUCUCCCGUGAGUAUUCUGUCAACAUAAUAAUAUUUUAUUAUUAAAACGACCUUUCACUUUUACGAUUUAUAAUAAUAAUAAUAAUAAUAAUCAUACAACCACCUAGCCACUAAAAAACAUAUUGUAUUAGAUAUUUAGUUUUGAUUUCAACGUUUAUCGUUAUUAUGUCUCAUCACAGCAAUUCAAGAGACAAUUUAUUUUCGUCUCCCUUUCGGGACUCGUUGAGAAUUUCCCCUGAUUAUUUUUCAGUAUAAUAUAUAUUGUUCCGUUUUGUUUUUAAAACGUCCGUGGUAUAAUAUUAUUCAGUCGGGGUCUCAACAGUUCCACACCACGACCGGUCGAUCAUCCAUCUAAAUUAUAAAAAAAAAAAAAAAAAUAAUAAUAACGAUACAAAUUGAUAAAAAAAAUAUAUUAUAUUAUAAUUUAUCUUAAGGGUAUAAAAGGGACAUGACAGUGGCCAGUCUUGGGCUAAUUAUACACUAACUCUUAGAUGAAAAAACACUUAUACCGAUAAGCCUAUACAAUUUCAUUUAUUUUAAUUAACACACACUUUUUAAAAGCACUUUCAAAUAAUAUUGUGAUUCGCACAUUUUAAAGAUAUAAUAAAAGUACCUAAAUUAACAAAUUAUCGAUGCCGUGUUAGAUUAUAAUAGGAUGUAAUACGCAUUUUGUAUAAAUAAGAAGCGUUUGUACGUGCAUUUUAAUUUAAAAAAAAAAAAAAAAAAAUUGACUUCCUUAGAAUAUUAACGGAAAUAAAGUGGUAGUUUUUGGAAACGUAUAUACACAGUAAGAACUACCGUCGAAUAUUCUAAAUCUUGUUAGAUUUAAACAAAAAUAAUAAUAAAACAUCUAUAUAAGAAAAAAUUGUUAUUAUUUUAAGGUUUUUAUUUUUAGUUUAUCGUAAGUUGUUUUGUUUUAUUUAUUAUAUUAUUAUUAUUACCUUGAUCACUUGUUUACCACCUGUUUGUAUUCGCUGUUAGUUAAAAAAAACAAAAAAAAAACAAAACAAAUAUAUUAUAUGUUUACCCUUGUUUUCAUUUUGAAAAAAAAGUGUUAAAACACUUUGAUUUUAAUAUGUUUAUUAAUCAUUAUUAUUAUUAUUAUUAUCUUUUGGUGCUUCCGUUCUUUAUGUUAGCAUAUUAUUAUUAUAUUUUAUACGAACUGAUAUACAAUAUAUGUUUACACAUAUUUCUUAUAUAUUGUACACAAUAUAAUAUUAUAAUAUUAUAUCCAGUUAUACUUGUCUGAGACGGACAAUGUGUAAAAACGGAAAAUCGAACGGUCCCAAAAUUGAAUUUCACGCGUACACGACGGGAUUAAUUAGUCGGGGUUGGUGUUAUUUCGGUCAAUUAUAAGAGGGUGUGAACAUUUUGUUGGGUCAAUUUCCACUGAAUCGCCAGUCACCAGGCCAUUGUUUAAAAAAUAAUAAUUGUUGAAAUUUAAUAUUAUGCGAUUGAAAAAAAAUUGUCAAUAAAAAAAAAAAAAUAAUAAUAAUAAUAAUGAUAAAUUGAAUAACCAAGUCCGGAUGACCACGGCCGUAUAGUAUCGACAGAAUAUCGAGGCCCGUAUAAUUAUUAAAGACACAAAUCGCAAGGAAAUGUGAUUGUACACAGUGUCUCCCCUUUCCAAAUGACCCCCCCCCCUCAUUAACACUUUUGUAAAAUGAAAACCUGCACGGCAAUGGAAAUAUCAAUAUUCCAUUUCUCCGAGUACCGUUUUAGACCGUUUUCUCACUGUAUUUCAUGUAUAUUAUAUUAUAAUAAUAUGUUUGUACUACAUGAUGUGUAUUCGUAUAUUUUAUAUUAUUAUUAUUAUUUACGUCAUCGGUAAUAUUAUAUUUUAAGUUAUAUUAUUAUAUAUUAUAUUAUUAUACGUUUAAGUCCUAUUAUAAUAAUAUUACGAUGUAUAUCUGCAGUGUAAGAUUAUAGAAUUUAUAGUCUACUAAUCUCACUGAGCUCAAUAAACAAAGUGAAGCAAAACUCUGCGUGUGCACAUGUGAUUUUCUUUGUCCGUCUUAAGCGGGGAUGGCUCAAUUGGACGUAUUGUGUGAAAUAUACUUUACUGAUCAGCUCCUAAUAUUAUCACGGUAGAUAAAUUUUGAUCGUGUCUAUACCGAUACUUUACCAGAAGUGUCAGUGGUGGUCAAAUGAUUUCGUCAUUGGAUGUGGGGGGGGAGAUAAGCUUAACCUUUUUAAAUUUUUUUUAGAUUCUGUGUGGAGCAAGGAAUGUAUUGGUUUUGCAAAGAUGUUUAUUAUUAUUUUGUUUUAAUGUGAAUACUUUCUACCAGAAAGCAUAUUCCGAUUAUAAAGUUUAGCACCUUUUCUGAAAGGGAAUGCUCUCUGAGUGGUACUUUAGGGAGGUUAUUUUUGAAAUUGUCAUUUAUAUACGAG